CUCCCGACUGGACGAAGAGGUCCUUUAUCAAUUUUUUUUUUUAAAUAAUAUAGUGAUACCGAACGCGAGACAAUUUUUUUUUUUUUGAAUCUGGAUAAACGCGAGUGGAUUAAGGUGGAAGGAGGCUGCGAUCAGCCAUGGGGACGGCAAAGAUGAAAAAUCUUUGGCCGUUGGUGGUGUGGAUACUUUUUUCUUCGUGUCCAACCGAUUCAUACAGAGGAUUCGGAACUGGAUUGAAGAGGGAAGUGUUCUUUCUAAAUCUGGAAGAUGGUUACUUUGGCUGUCAAGUUAAUGAGUCGACAGAUAUUUUACAACUUUUAGAACUAUCGAAAUUGUGCGACAAUCAUGCAGAUUGUUUUGGAGGCACAGAUGAGCAGCGAACUAGGCUCAAAUGCACAGAUGAUUGUACCAAAGAAGAUGGUACCCUGUGUCAAAACGGAGUUUGCCUCGACUCAGUCUGUCACUGCAAUGAUGGCUUCGGAGGCUGCAAUUGCCAAGUUCCAGAUGAGAACGAGUGUAAAUUUCGACCCUGUGAUAUUUUUGCCCAUUGUACGAAUACACUUGGCAGCUAUCAAUGUACCUGCUUUCCUGGUUAUCAAGGCGAUGGAUUCCACUGCGAGGAUAUAAACGAAUGUGAAAAUCCAGAAUUUGCUGCACGGUGCGUCGAAAAUGCUGAGUGCUGUAAUUUACCUUCGAAUUUCCUAUGUAAAUGUAAAGCGGGAUUCACUGGCGAUGGCGAGGUCCACUGCGAGGAUGUGGACGAAUGUGCGUUGCAAGAUGCGUGUGGAGAAAAUAGUCUUUGUCAGAAUACCCUUGGAAAUUAUACGUGCUCGUGUCAGCCGGGAUACUCGGGAGACCCAUACAAACUUUGUACCGAUAUAAACGAAUGUAACUACGAAGGUGCUUGUGGACAUGGUGCGUUGUGCGUGAAUUUGCCUGGUGCACAUAGAUGUGAAUGCCCUGAGGGAUACGAUGGAAAUCCAGAGGAUGGAUGCAGGGAUGUGGACGAGUGUCUUAGAACUCCCUGCGGACGAUCGGCCUUGUGUACGAAUAUGGAUGGCACUUUUCGCUGUGCCUGCCCUCCAGGAAUGGAGGGAGACCCAAUGUCAGCCUGCCAUGAUAUAAACGAGUGCGAGGGAAAUCCUUGUGGUGCGGACGCGGAAUGUGUGAACAGCGAAGGAAGCUUCGAGUGCAGAUGUCGGUUGGGAUAUCAAAUGGAUACCAUCCACGGCUGUGUCGAUGUGAACGAAUGCGCUCAGAAUAAUCCCUGCGCCACUAACGCCAAGUGCAUCAACGUCCCAGGAACGUUUAAGUGUUUAUGCCCUCGAGGCUUUGUUGGCCAGGGACUUACGCUAUGCGAAAAUAUUAACGAAUGCGAGAAAAGUCCUUGUGGAGAAAACGCGGAAUGCACAGAUACAAUAGGCAGCUUUGUAUGUAGCUGCAAGGCAGAAUACACCGGUGAUCCGUUCAAGGGAUGCAGUGACAUCGACGAGUGUACAGCUUUGGACAAUCCAUGCGGAACCAAUGCCAUUUGCAAGAACACAAUUCCUGGAUAUACAUGUCUUUGUCCACCAGGAUUUAGUGCCAAUCCUAAUCCGAAAGUCGCUUGUGAUCAGACGGACGUCGCAACACUCUGCAAAACCAAUUUUGAGUGCGUUAACAAUGCUGAAUGCAUCGAAGGUCAGUGUUUCUGUAAAGAUGGUUUCAAGGCCAUUGGAGCUGAAUGUGAAGAUAUUGAUGAGUGUUUGAAGAAUCCAUGUGGACCAAAUUCCGUCUGCACCAACACAAGAGGACAUUUCCAUUGUGAUUGUGAAACUGGAUUCAUUGGAACACCACCACAUUCGCCUUGCAAAGCCCCAUGCGACGAAGUAAUUUGUGGUGAACACGCCUUCUGUAAACCCGAAGGUCAUGAAGCCUAUUGUAUUUGCGAAGAUGGAUGGACGUUCAAUCCAAAUGAUAUCUCAGCUGGAUGUGUUGACAUCAACGAAUGUGAUGAAAUUAAUGGUCCCUCUGGUCGAUGUGGUAAAAAUGCAAUUUGCACAAAUUCGCCUGGCGGAUACAGUUGUCAGUGCAAACAAGGAUUCUCCGGAAAUGCCUUAAAACAAUGUUUAGAUGUUGAUGAAUGUUCUCGACCUGAUGCGUGUGGACAUGGAGCCACUUGCACGAAUAAAGAAGGCUCUUACAGUUGUUCAUGUCCACCAGAAACUAUUCCUGAUCCAGAUCCUCACAUCAAGUGCGUUGGAGUCGUCACUUGCGAUGUGGAAAAUGACUGUCCAGGAAAUGCCAUUUGUGAUCCUCAAAAACGUUGCUUGUGUCCUGAGCCAAACGUUGGAAAUGACUGUAGACAUCCAUGUGAAGAACUUUCCUGUGGUCCAAAUGCCCACUGUAUGUUAUUGAAUGACGUCGCGAACUGUUUGUGCAGUAACGGUUACACGGGUAAACCAGGAGUCAAGGGAGGCUGUAGAGAUAUUGAUGAAUGUUCAACGAAUCCAUGUCCACAAGGCGCUGUCUGUUACAACGAACCCGGAAGUUUCUCUUGUCAAUGUCCAAGUGGAAUGUCUGGAGAUCCCUACAGUGGUGGAUGUGAAAAAUCACUGUUGCCCCAUGUUUGCGGACCCAACAGUCCAUGUCCACUUGGCGAACAAUGUAUCAAGGAUGAAUUUGUCGGAAGUAGCGUUUGCAUCUGCCAAAGAGGAUACACUCGCGACGCUGAAACACACAAAUGUCGAGAUAUUAAUGAAUGUCUUGAAUUGAGGGACAAGCCCGCUUGUGGAGUGAAUGCAAUCUGUAAAAAUCUUCCCGGCAGUUAUGAGUGUCAAUGUCCACCUGGUUUUAACGGGAAUCCUUUCUCUCUUUGCGAAGAAUGCAACAGUAUCGAGUGCCAGUGUCAACCACCUUACAAGAUUGUAAAUGGUAAGUGUAUGCUGGCUGGUUGUUCGAAGGGCGAAACUUGUCCCGCCGGUGCUGAAUGUAUCACGAUAGCGGGUGGCGUCAGUUACUGCGCCUGUCCCAAAGGCUACAGCACUAAACCCGAUGGAUCUUGCGAAGACAUAAACGAGUGUAUCGAAGGACACCAAGUGUGUGGAUAUGGUGCCGAGUGCAUUAACUUACCUGGUUCUCAUCAAUGCGUCUGUCCCCGAGGAUAUGGUGGUGAUCCCUACAAUGGUCUCUGUUCUCCAGCUCAAAAACGAUGUACAAACGACAAUGAAUGUAAACCCAAUGAGAAAUGCGUUCAACCCGGUGAAUGUGUUUGUCCACCUCCAUUCUAUACGGAUCCUCUUAGUGGCAAUCUCUGCAAAAAUCCUUGUGAUCGAUUUCCAUGCGGACUUAACGCAAAAUGUACACCAAGCGAUCCACCAAGAUGCAUGUGUGAGGCAGGUUACGAGGGAGAUCCACAACAUGGUUGCGUCGAUGUCAAUGAGUGUACCAACAAUCCUUGCGGACGAGGCGCCUACUGCUUUAAUAUCAAAGGAGGACACGUUUGCGAAUGUCCAAAAGGAAUGUCCGGUGAUCCAUAUGGAGCGGGAUGUUCCGGAGCACCCACAGCCAAACAAGAAUGUUCAUCGAACGAUCAUUGCGAGAAUUAUUUGUCCUGUGUUCAAGGCAGCUGCGUCAAUCCCUGCGACAAUGUGCCAUGUGGACCAAAUGCAUACUGCGAACCUGACAAACAUGCUCCUUGGUGUCGAUGUCUUAACGGAUUUACUGAAGGCAAAAACAACGAAUGUGUUUCUCAAUGUGAUGGAUAUGUUUGCGGCAGUGGAGCGCAAUGCAUUGUCAGUUACGAUGGACCAACUUGCAAGUGCAUUGAAGGAUUCAUGGGUAAUCCCUUCCCAGGAGGUCAGUGUGUUCCAGAUGUAUGUUCUCCAGAAAUCCCUUGCGCAGAGCCAAGCGUGUGCAUAGGUGGACGAUGCAAACGACGAUGUGAAGGUGUUGUUUGUGGAAUUGGAGCAAGUUGCGAUCCCGAAAAUAACAAGUGUGUUUGUAAUCCAUAUUUCGUUGGAAAUCCCGAUCUUCUUUGCAUGCCACCGGCUCAACCACCUCAGUGUAGUCCACCUUGUGGAUCGAAUGCGCAUUGCGAGUACAGUCUACUUGAUUCUAAAUGUGUUUGCAAUCCUGGUACCAAUGGUAAUCCAUAUCAUGGCUGUGGAAUUCAACAUAAGUCUGAUUGCUCCCUGGACUCGUGUGGAAAGGAUGCUCACUGUAGUGCUGGACUUAAUGCUAUUGAAUGUCUCUGUCCAGCAGGAUUUGCUGGAAAUCCUUAUAUUCAAUGUUUCGAUAUUGACGAAUGCAAUGGAAACGCUUGUGGCAGUAAUGCAGUUUGUAUUAAUACGAUCGGCAGCUACGAUUGUCGUUGCAAGGAAGAUUUCUUUGGAAAUCCUUUCGUUGAUUGUCAAAAGUUACAAAUUGGACCGUGCACAGAUCCUGCAACUUGUAGAUGUAAUUCUGAAAUGCCUUGUCCUGUGGAUUUCACGUGCGUCAGUGGAAAGUGUAUUGACAAGUGUAGUGAUGUGCACUGUGGUCCAAGAUCAGCUUGCCAAGAUGGAAUCUGUGUUUGUCCACCGGGUUACAGUGGAAAUCCCAAUGAUUUAUCGAAAGGAUGCCAUCAACGUGGUCACUGUUCAAACGACUUGGACUGUGAAACACAGGAAAUUUGCUUCUCAAUUGGCAAGGGUGUAAGAAAGUGUGUGGACGCGUGCAGUAAACUACAGUGUGGACCAAACGCCCUCUGUGUCACCCAACAUCACGCAUCCUCUUGUCUUUGCAUCGAGGGUCACUAUGGAAAUCCCAGUGAUUUGCGAGAAGGCUGUCAACCUAAAAAAUCCAUCAGUCCUGCCUCUUGUGAUUCGCACGAAGACUGCAGAUCGGGAACCUUUUGCAUACUCGGAGAGUCUGGAAUUCACGAAUGUACAAAUCCCUGCAGUAAAGUUGCAUGUGGUACCAAUCAAAGAUGUGAAGUUGAUCAAAUUGGUCACGCUACCUGCAAAUGUUACGACUCCUAUGAAUGGAACCCUGUUUUAUCAUCCUGUGAGAAGCCUUCAGUUCCAGACUGUAUUCACGAUCACGAUUGUUAUCACAAAGCUGCAUGUCGUCCAGACGCUCUAGGUGUUCUCAAAUGUAUCUCGUUAUGCGAAACAUUCACUUGCACCGUCAACUCCCAAUGUGUUGCCGACAAUCACAAGGCUCACUGUGAAUGCCUACCAGGCUUUACUGGCAAUCCAAACGAUCGAUACGGCUGUCAAAGUACUCGUAAGGAUCAGUGCACGACUGAUACAGAUUGCGCGGAAGAUCAUACUUGCAAAUCGUCAUUAGAAGGUGUUUUGUCCUGUCAGCCCGUUUGUAAUUUCAUCUCUUGCGGUCCCAAUGCACUUUGUGUCGUUAAUAAUCACGUGGCUAAUUGCGAAUGUCCUCCAGGUCUUUAUGCCGGUGAUCCCAAUGAUCCCACUAACGGUUGUAAAUCUGUCCCCUGUGUUUAUAACAUCGAUUGCCCUCCAACUCAACUUUGCAAUAGACUCGAACACAAAUGUUACGACGCGUGCGACAAGAGCGCAUGUGGUGUAAACGCGGUUUGUAUUGCCGAUGAUCAUAAGGCCAUUUGCCAAUGUCCCCCGGGUUUUAAAGCCAAUCCACUGCCAGAUGUCGAAUGUAUUGCUGUCGAGAGUUGUUCCCCAAAUCCGUGCCAUCCAUCUGCAAUUUGCAUUGCCGGUGCUUCCAGUAGUCCCGUUUGUCAAUGUCCACCUAAUCAUGUCGGUGAUCCCUAUAGUUCCGGCUGUCAAGAAGAGGGUCAAUGUAAAAGUAAUAAAGAAUGUCCGGUUCAUUCGAUUUGUCAAAAUCAUCGUUGCAUUAAUCCUUGCGAGAACGCUUGCGGUUCCAAUACACUUUGUGAGAUCGUUAACGGAGAGCCAAUUUGCCGAUGCAUUCACAAAUUUAUACCUUCAACUAAAGGUAUACAAGAUGGUUGUGUUCGAGAUUCAAAUUAUUGCACAAUCGAUGCUGAAUGUGAAGACAGAAUUUGUCUCGAAGGACAAUGUAGAGCCGUUUGUCGUACAUCUGAUGACUGUGCGAAUGGUGAAAAAUGUAUCAAUAAUAAAUGCGCCAUUUCUUGUGUUUCGCACAGUCAAUGUCAAACCGACUCAGCAUGCGUCAAUAGCGUCUGUAUGUUGGGUUGUCGUAGUAGCAGAAAUUGUCAAUUGGAUCAAUCUUGCAUCAAUCACAAAUGUCAAGAUCCAUGUAAACGGGAGAAUGUAUGUGGUCCAAAUGCGGUUUGUAGUUGUCAAGAUCAUCGAACAAUUUGUGAAUGUCCGGAAGGUUUCCAGGGUAAUCCCACACCACAACAGGGAUGUGUUCGAUUUCCAAGUCCAUGUGGUCUAUCAGGAAUUUGUCCGAAUCAACACUUGUGCAUUUCUGGUUUGUGUCAAUCUCAGUGCAAAGAUCAAAGCAAUUGUGCCCAGGGUGAACGUUGUAAGAAUGGAUUGUGCUACAAGAUGUGUUACGGAGACAGCAAUUGUUUACCUGGUGAAUUGUGCAUUGAAGGUAGUUGUGAAAUUGGUUGCACAUCUGAUGCUGGAUGCAGUUCAGAUCAAAUUUGCAUUAAUCACAAGUGUAGAUGCGGUCAGGGUUUCAUUGCCAGUCCAGAUAAAUGUCUCGACAUCAACGAAUGCGAUGAUCAUCCUUGUCAUCCCACUGCGGAAUGUAUCAAUCUUCAAGGAUCGUAUAAAUGUUCAUGUCCCGCGGGAACGGCUGGCGAUGCAGUUGUUUUGGGCUGUUUGUUACCUCAUCGUUGCAAUUCUGAUAGUAAUUGUCCUGAUUCUUUAUCGUGUGUGCAACACAAUUGCACUGAUCCAUGCUCUCGAGUUGAUUGUGGACCGAACACGAUUUGCUCUGUGUUUGAUCAUGCCGCUGCCUGUCAGUGUCAAGCUGGAUACAUUGGCGAUGCUUCUGGAUGCUUUAAGGUCGAAUGUCUUUCAAACAAUGACUGUCCAGUGGAUAAAUUCUGCAAUCAAGAUGUCAACAAAUGCACAAGUCCUUGUAAUCAAAUUAAUUGUGGGUAUGGUAAUUGUGUGGCAAUCAAUCAUGAGGGUAACUGCAAAUGCUACCCAGGCUUUUCUCUCCUUGGUGAUAGCUGUGUCGAUGUCGACGAAUGCCUACAAAAUCCAUGUCACAACACAGCAAUUUGCCAAAAUACAGACGGUUCUUUUACUUGCACUUGUCCUCACGGUUUAGUUGGUGAUCCUUUUAAAACUGGAUGUAAACAACCAGGUGAUUGUUUCACCCACACCGAUUGUCCAAAUUCUGCAGCUUGCAUUGAUAACACUUGUCGUGAUCCAUGCAGCGCUUCUUCUGUCUGCGGUAAAAAUGCCCAAUGCCUCGUCAAAGAUCAUGUACCACAUUGUAAAUGUCCUGGCCAAACAAGAGGAGAUCCAUUGGUGGAAUGUAUCCAUUUGGAAUGUAAUUACCACAGUGAUUGUGGUCCAUCCAGAUCGUGCUUUGAUCACAAGUGUGUAGAUCCUUGUUCAGUUCCCAAUGUCUGUGGUCCAGGAGCAGAUUGUUCUCCUCUGAAUCACAGCGCAGUUUGCACUUGUCAACCCGGUCACACUGGAGAUCCUAACCUUGGUUGUACACCUGUUCAGUACUGUAAAGCUGAUCAUCAAUGUCCAACAGGGUCAUCCUGCAACGGUGGAAUCUGUACAUCAUUAUGUUCCAGCACGCGUGAUUGCAUUGGUGAUCAGUUAUGUAUCAAUGGCCUUUGUCAACCAACAUGUAGACACAAUGCCACAUGUCCUGAUUAUCAAUACUGUCUGAACAGCAUCUGUGUACAGGAAUUGAAAUGCAUUACUAACGAUGAUUGCGACUAUAACGAGAAGUGUGUUAAGAACAACAUUGGACAAGCUGAAUGUCAGAUAGCCUGCAAUCUUGCUUUCUGUGGACGUAAUGCAAUCUGUGAUGCUGAUAAUCACAAGGCCAAGUGUACUUGUCAACCAGGAUUCUUUGGUGAUCCAAAUGACGAUAAGAUCGGUUGUCAACCAAUUGAAUGCGAAACAAAAGAGGAGUGUUCCGAGGAGAAGAUUUGCGAGGAUCACAAGUGUAGAAUCGCUUGUUUGGCUCAUAAUCCUUGUGGAGUUAAUGCACUUUGUUCAACGGAACGACAUCUUCAGAUAUGCACAUGUCAACCUGGUUAUACUGGAGAUCCAUCUCUUGGAUGCGAAUUGAUCAACUUCUGUGCUGAUAUACCUUGCGCACCUGGUGCUGUUUGUGAAAACUCAAAAGGAUCAUACAAGUGUUAUUGUCAACCUGGAACAGUUGGUGAUCCAUACAAUAGUGGCUGUCAACAACCAGUCGAAUGUCUACACAAUGAAGAUUGUCCAGAUACUGCUAAUUGCGUCAAUAUCAACAACGUUCCCAAGUGUCAUGAUGUAUGCGCUCGCAUUCAGUGUGGUCCAAAUGCAGAUUGUUCUGCUUUACAUCAUAUUGGUUCUUGCAAAUGUCAACCUGGUUAUGAAGGUGACGCUAAUGAAUUAAGUAUCGGAUGUCGUCCAACGCCAGUCGUCUGUUCGUCUUCUGCAGAAUGCAGCUUCAAUACCUACUGUUAUGAAAGCAUCUGCCGACCAUCUUGCCAAUCUGAUAAUGAAUGUACCUUGUCUGACGUCUGCAUCAACGGUCAAUGCUUGGACCCAUGUCAAAUACGAGCAGCUUGUGGUAUUAAUGCUGAAUGUACUGUUCGAAAUCAUUUGAAACACUGCGGUUGCCCGCCAGGAUUCACAGGAAAUUCCGAAGUAGAAUGCGUGAGACUGCCAGUGUCUUGCACGAAUACCAUCGAUUGCAACGUGGGAAAUACUUGUCGAGACAAUGUUUGUCUGCCUGUUUGUCAAGUGGACAAUGAAUGUGCCUUUAAUGAGAAAUGCGUGAGAGGAAAUUGUCUUCUAACAUGUAGAUUGGACAAUGAUUGCUUCUUGGGACAUAUUUGUCUAAACAAUAUGUGCACUUUUGGAUGUCGAGCGGACGAAGAUUGUAAUGCAAACGAGGCUUGUCUUGGAAAUAAAUGCGCCAAUCCUUGUGAGAUCACACCUUGUGGUCCUAAUGCAAAAUGCACGGUUAUAAAUCAACGAGCCUCAUGCUCAUGUUCCACGGGUUUUAUUCCAAAUCCAACAGCAAAAGUUGCGUGUCUCCGUUCACCAGGUCCAUCGUGUCAAGCAAAUAGAGAUUGUUUGGCAGGAACGGCUUGCAUUUCUGGUACUUGCACGCCAGUUUGUUCAUCGAAUGCAAAUUGUUUGAGUAAUGAACGUUGUGAUUCAACUGGAGUCUGUAGAGGCCUCUGCAGAAGGGACGAAGACUGCCAGAGUGGUGAGAUCUGCGAAGGAUUAAUCUGUUUGGGUGGAUGUCGAGCCGACAUUGAAUGCCAGGAAAAUCUCGCAUGCAUUAACAACCAGUGCAUAGACCCAUGCAGUUUGUCAAAUGCCUGUGGUAUUAAUGCUCAUUGUUCGGUUGUCAAUCAUUGGAAACGGUGCAGCUGUCCAGAAUCAUUAAUAGGAGAUCCACUUAUUAGCUGCAGACAAUCUUUCCUACCCUGUUCAGAUCUGUCUGAUUGUUCGCCUGGUCAAGCUUGCUACGUGAAAUCCUGUUACUCAACUUGUCGAAGUGAUGUGAAUUGUUUAAAUGAUGAACGAUGUGACGGAGGACUUUGCAAGACAAUAUGCAACACAGACGAUCAAUGUUCGUCCAAUCAAGUAUGCGAAAAUCGUUUGUGUGACAUUGGAUGCCGCAGUGACAACGCUUGUCCUUCCGAUGAAUCCUGUAUUGAAAAUAGAUGUAGAAAUCCAUGUGAAGGAGGUAAAUCAUGUGGAGAAUGUGCUGGCUGUCGUGUGGUAAAUCAUGUUGCCCAAUGUAGUUGUCCUCCAAAUUAUUAUGGCGACGCACGCAUUAGUUGUAUGAAAUCGAUGAUUCCAUGCGAUGGUUCAUGUGAGUGCGACGAAACAGGAUUUUGUGUUAAAAGCUGUCGAUCUCAAAAUCAAUGUUCCUGUGGUGAAGUUUGCAAUGCUGGAAAAUGUAGAGUAAACUGUGAUCAUAACAACGAAUGUGCAAAAGGCUACAUGUGCGAAAAUGGAUUAUGUCUCUUUGGUUGUCGAAGUCAUUCAGAUUGUCCAGACUUAUUAUCUUGCAUGAAUGGACAGUGUGCAGAUCCAUGUUCCUCGGGAUCGAAACCAUGUGGUCUCAAUGCACUUUGCAGAGUCUCUAAUCAUCGAGCAGUUUGCUUAUGUCCAGAAGGAUAUCAAGGAGAGCCAAGUCAGGAAUGUUAUCAAUUGGAAUGUCAUCAUCACGAGGAUUGUGAACCAAAUAAACACUGCAGUGAAUUUGGAGUAUGUACAGAUCCCUGCAUGCAAAAUGGUGUUUGCGGCUUUAAUGCUCAAUGUCGUGUCGCAAACAGACAAGCUCAGUGUUCAUGUCCACCAGGUCAUAUAGGAAAUCCUAAAGUUUCAUGCAAACAAGGAAAUGAAGAAUGUCUUCGAAACCCUUGCGGUUCGAAUGCAGAUUGCCGAGAGACUUCCAGCGGGUAUGAGUGUACUUGUAAAUCCAGCUGUUACGGUGAUCCCUAUUUGGGUUGUCAGUGUGAUGGCAUACGUCCAGACUGUCGAACAGUGGGUUGCGGUAAGAAUGCAGAAUGUAUCAGGGACAGAUCAGAGUUCGUUUGCAGAUGUAUUCCAGGUACAACUGGAUCACCGGAUAUCGAAUGUGCAACAGAGCAAGAGUGCACCAGUGAUUCAGAAUGUCCCAACGACAAAGCCUGCAUAAAUCUCCAGUGUUUGGAUCCUUGUACGUUACGUGGAGCUUGUGGGAUCAACGCACUGUGCCGAGUUGUGGUGCACAAGCCACGUUGCUCCUGCCCUCAAUGUUACAUCGGCAUGCCACGUGCUGUCUGUCGACCGGAUCCAAAAUGUGAUCUCGCAAAUCCAUCACGACCCUCACCGUCAAACAACGAUUGCUCCUCCGAUAGUGAAUGUCCAGAGAGUCUUUCGUGUCACGCACAAACGAGAGAAUGUCGAGAUCCAUGCUCGAGCUCAAAGCCAAGAUGUGAAGUUAACAAAAAAUGUCAAGUGCGAAAUCACAAACCAGUCUGCGUUUGUAAAUAUGGAUUUGUUGUUAACGAAAUGGGAGAAUUGACCUGUGCGCCUGACACUGUGGCUUGCUCAAAGGAUUCUGAUUGUCCAUCAAACGUCGCUUGCCUCAAUGGAAAAUGUCAAAAUCCAUGUAACAUGAGAAAGAAACCGCCAUGUCCAAAUGAUAAGGCGUGCGAGGUUCUCGAUCAUCGUCCCGUUUGUAUUUGUAUAAAAAAUUGUAAUCCAUCCCUCUCAAUUUGCCUACGAGACAGUGGCUGCUCACCAGAUUUGGCCUGUCGCAAAUAUCGCUGCGUGGAUCCAUGCGCCAACUCCACAUGUCCAGCUGAUGCUCCAUGUUACGUCGAGGAACACAAACCCAUCUGCAAGUUCUGUCCCCCCGGCUUUGUGCCAGACACUAAGUACGGAUGCAUGAAAGAUGUUAAAUGUUCAUCAAAUGCCGAUUGUCCAUCUGAAUUGGCUUGCGUUAAUCAACAAUGCUUGAAUCCAUGUACGUAUCGGAAUCCAUGUGAAGUUGCUAAAGAGUGCACUGUUGAAGAUCAUAGAGCAUUCUGCAUUGCAGGUCUAAAGAACGUUUGUCCUCUCUGUGAACCAGGCGAAGAAUGUGAUCCAGUGACAAAUCAAUGUGUCAAAGUGGGUUGCACUAGCAACAGGGAUUGCCCCCUGACAGAAACCUGCGUUGGCCGAAUUUGCCAGGAACCAUGUCGAAUUAGAAAUCCAUGUGCUGCUCAUGCCGUUUGUAUCAACUCUAAUCAUGGAACAGAUUGUCUUUGUGAACAAGGUUAUCAAGGAAAUGGAUUUUCGGCAUGUGCCUUAGUUGAAGUUGAUAGAGAUGUUUGUCAAUAUAACGAAGAUUGUCCACCUCAUACAUACUGUGAUCGUCUUAAUAGACGUUGCAUUAAUCCAUGCUCCGAUGAUAUUUGCGGAGACAAUGCAGAAUGUUACACCGAAGAACAUGAGCCGAAAUGUAGAUGUCCACCUGGAUUUGAAGGAAAUCCUCAGAUUGGAUGCAAUGGCACAACAAAUGAUCCUUGCCUUCCAAAUCCAUGUGGAGUGAAUGCAGCCUGCGAAAAUGAUAAUGGAAAUCCAAUUUGUUUCUGUCCAAAGGGUCUGACUGGAAAUCCCUUCGAACAAUGCAUUCCAGAAGGUGAUCACUGUCAUGACAAUCCUUGUGGUAGCAAUUCCGGUUGUCGAAUGAUAAGAGGACAAGCAAAUUGUUUCUGUUUGCCAGGUUUCCAGGGAGAACCACCCUCCACACCUUGUGCACCUUACAACAAUCCUUGUGAUUCAUCUCCUUGUGGUCCAAAUACACAAUGUUCAAUUCUACCAAAUGGAAUCUUUAAAUGCACUUGUCUGCCUGGAUUUAUUGAAAGUCCAAACACAAUCAGAGGAUGCAUACAACAAGUUAAUCCAUGUGAGCCUAAUUUCUGUGGACACAAUGCUCUCUGCGAUCCCAGAAGAGUUCCAUCUUGCUAUUGUCCUGAAAGCACAACUGGAAAUCCUUACAAGAGCUGUACAGAAAUAAUCAUCAGACCCUUGUGUCAACCGGGACCCUGUGGAGCUAAUGCCGAUUGCUACAUCACUGCGAAUCAAGAGCACUGCUACUGUCGAUAUGGAUUCUAUGGUGAUCCUUAUCUCGGUUGUCAUCCACCACCAAUUAGUGCUUGUCAACCAAGUCCCUGUGGACCGAACGCAAUUUGCAAGACGACGAUAGAAAAUAAACCAAUCUGCGAAUGUCUACCGGGAACAACUGGCGAUCCAAUGAGUCAUUUGGGAUGUGACAGACCGGAAUGUACGCAGGACGUUGAUUGCGAUGAAAGUCAAGCUUGUAUUGGUUACAGAUGUCAAAAUCCUUGUAUGGGAGGCUGUGGUAUUAAUGCAGAGUGUCACGUCGAAGUACAUCAUCCAGUGUGUCGCUGUAGAGAAGGAUUCAUUGGAAAUCCAUUGAUUAGAUGCUCUCCUCAUAUUGUCACAACUCAAAAUCCCUGUGAACCCAAUCCUUGUGGUUUGAAUACUGUCUGUCAAGUGCUAAACAAUCGAGCAGUUUGCUCCUGUCUCACAGAUUUCUUGGGAGAUCCACAAACAGGAUGUCAACCAGAGUGUACCAUCAAUUCGGAUUGUUCAAAUGAUAAGGCUUGCAUUAAUAUGAAAUGUGUCAAUCCCUGUACACUUGGAACAAUUUGCGGUUCAAAUGCAGAAUGUUCUUGUUCGUAUCAUACUCCAAGUUGUAGUUGCAGACCUCACUUUGUUGGCAAUGCUUUCAUUCAUUGUUAUCCGGAAACUCCAAUUACAACCGAUAAUCAACGUAACGUUACACUGCCAUGUAAACCAUCUCCGUGCGGCGAGUACAAUGUUUGUGAUCCUUACAUAAAUCAAGUUGCCAUGUGUGGUGGUUGUGCCGCCCCUGAAAAUCAAGAUAGCAUCUUCUGCAAACCAGAGUGCUUAAGCGAUAGCGAUUGUGCCUUAGAUAAAGCUUGUAUAGGUUGGAGAUGCUCGGAUCCUUGUUUAGGUUCUUGUGGUAUUAAUGCAAAUUGUGAGGUCAUCUAUCACUCUCCAGUUUGUAGCUGUCCCACCGGUCUUUUUGGAAAUCCAUAUCAAAGUUGUGCUCCAGCACCAAUAGAACCUCCAGAUUCGUGCAGCCUAACACAAUGCGGAGCCAAUGCAUAUUGCGAAGAGAAAUAUGGCGUUACAGUUUGCAAAUGUUUACCGAAUUUCACAGGAAAUCCCUUGAUAGCUUGCCAUCUUGAAUGUGUUCAAAAUUCUGAUUGUCAUGUGACGCAAGCCUGUUCUAAUCAUAAAUGUGUGAAUCCUUGCGAUAGAGCUUGUGGAAAUGGAGCUGCAUGCGAUGUGGUUAAUCAUAAUCCAAUUUGUUAUUGCACAAAUGGAAUGACGGGAGAUCCAUUUUCCUAUUGUUCAGAGCCUAAAGAUGUAUUUCCAGUUUCACCAUGCAAUCCAUCACCAUGCGGACCAAAUAGUAGAUGCAUUGUUUCUCCCCAAGGAUAUUCCACAUGCUCUUGCAUUCCAGGCUUUAGAGGAUCUCCUCCUCUCUGUUCACCCGAGUGUAUUGUGUCCUCUGAUUGUUUGCACAUACAGGCCUGUAUAAACAACAAAUGCGUCAAUCCAUGUACAGGACGAUGUGGACACGGUGCUUUGUGUUCGGUGAUUCAUCAUAAUCCCGUGUGCAGUUGUCCUGGUGGUUAUGAAGGUGAUCCUUUCGUUCAAUGCGUCAAAGAAACUGAUGAUUUGCCACCAUCUUCUUGUAAUCCAUCGCCAUGUGGAUCCAACUCUGUGUGUCAGAUAAAAAUGGGACGACCUGUUUGUUCCUGUCAAAGUAAUUUUGUAGGAACGCCACCGAAUUGCAGACCAGAGUGCCUCAUUAAUCAACAGUGUUCAAUUGAUCAAGUUUGUGUUUCAAAUAAAUGUGUUCAUCCCUGUCCCAGCAGUUGUGGUGACAAUUCAGAGUGUACGGUUAUCAAUCACACACCUCAGUGUUAUUGCAAGGAAGGUUUUGAGGGAGAUGCCUUCAUAGGCUGUACACUAGCGAGAACCCCAGUGCCAUUAGAUCCAUGUGAUCCAUCACCUUGUGGAAACAACGCACUCUGCACUAUUCAUGAUGGAUCUGCAAGAUGCUCGUGCAUUCCACCCUAUGUAGGAAAUGCAUAUAUCGAUUGUAAACCCGAAUGUCUCCUCAGUUCUGAGUGUUCUAGUGACUUGGCUUGUUUGAAUCAACACUGCAGAAAUCCUUGCCUAGGUGUUUGUGGAGCUAAUGCUCAAUGCGAGGUUAUCAAUCAUGUUCCAACAUGUACCUGUCUUCAAGGAUACACUGGAGAUCCAUUUGAAGUUUGUCAAGUUGAUGUUGGACCACGGGAAAAUCCAUGCUCUCCGUCUCAUUGUGGACCCUACAGUGUAUGUCGAGUGAUGAAUGACCGAGCCGUAUGUUCCUGCAGUCCAGGAUUUUAUGGUUCUCCACCGAUGUGUCGACCUGAAUGUGCCGUGAAUUCCGAGUGUCCUCAGCAUUUAGCUUGUAUAGAUCAGAAAUGUAAAAAUCCAUGUGAAAACGCAUGCGGCUUGCGAGCACAGUGUCAUGUCAACAACCAUAAUCCAUUGUGUAGUUGUCCAUCUGGUUUCACUGGCUAUCCACUUGUGGAAUGCACUGAAAGAGAUUCGCCCACUGAUGGUCCUACUCCAUGUUUGCCCUCACCUUGUGGACCCAAUGCAGAAUGUCGUGUUAAUGAAAAUAGACCCGUAUGCUCCUGUAUCACUGGAAUGUUUGGUGCACCGCCAAAUUGCAGACCCGAGUGCAUCAUCAAUCAGGACUGUCCCAAUCAUCUUGCUUGCAUACAAUCCAAAUGCUCUGAUCCAUGCAUUGGUUCGUGUGGUUACAAUGCCAGAUGCAGUGCUCAAAAUCAUCGUCCAGUUUGUGAGUGUUAUGAAGGUUACGAGGGAAACGCUCGCUUUGGAUGCAAUCGCGCAGUAACUUCUCCAACGGAACCGCAAAGUACACCAUGCAGUCCUUCUCCUUGUGGAUCAAAUGCCGUCUGUAACGAACGUAACGGUGCAGCCUCCUGCAUUUGUUUACCAGACUACAUUGGAGAUCCAUAUAAAGGAUGUAAACCAGAAUGUGUACAAAAUAACGACUGUCCUCACACAUUAGCCUGCAUUGUAAAUAAAUGUAAAGAUCCAUGUACCGGAGUUUGUGGCCUGAAUGCCCAAUGUCAAGUCUUCAAUCAUCAACCAACUUGCACUUGUUUAUCUGGUUUUACGGGAAAUCCUCAAGUUUCGUGUCACGUACCACCACCAGUUCAUCCACCAUAUGUGGAUCCUUGUCAACCAUCUCCUUGUGGAGAUUACAGCAAGUGUCAAGUUAUUGACGGUCAUCCUGUUUGUUCUUGUCAACAAAAUUACAUUGGAACACCACCAAAUUGUAGACCCGAAUGUCUCGUUAGUACUGACUGUGCUAACAAUAAAGCUUGUAUUUCACAACUCUGCCGCGAUCCAUGUUUUGAAACUUGUGGUCUAAAUACCGAUUGUAAUGUUGUUAAUCACAGUCCUGUUUGUUCUUGUAAAUCCGGAUACACCGGAGAUCCAUUCUAUGGUUGUACAAGGGAAGAAACACCAACUGCACCUCCAGUAAUCGAUCGUGGUAAUCCAUGUAUUCCAUCUCCCUGUGGUUCGUAUUCACAAUGUCGUAAUAUCGAUGGAUUCCCAGCUUGCUCGUGCAUGCCAAACUACAUUGGAAAACCUCCAAAUUGCCGACCUGAAUGUAUUAUCAACGAGGAAUGUUCUGGAAAUCUCGCUUGUCAAAAUGAACAAUGCAUCGAUCCUUGUCCAGGAUCUUGUGGCGUUAACACUUUCUGCAACGUCAUUAAACACAAUCCUCUUUGUACUUGUAAUUCUGGAUUUACCGGAAAUCCGUUCUUUGAAUGUACACCUAUUAUGGAAGUUCCAAGUACAACAGAACAACCUAGAACACCUUGCAGUCCAUCGCCAUGCGGUGCAAAUGCAGUCUGCAAUGAACGAAAUGGAGCAGGAUCGUGUACCUGUAUGCCCGAAUACUUUGGAGAUCCUUAUACAGGUUGCAGGCCAGAAUGUGUUACGAAUUCCAACUGUGAUCGUAGUAAGGCUUGCGUGAACAACAAAUGCAUCGAUCCAUGCGUUAAUGCUUGUGGAGAAAAUGCCUUCUGCCGUGUUACGAAACACGCACCCUCCUGCUCUUGUCUUCCGGGCUACACAGGAAAUGCAUUGAGUAGCUGUGUAUUGAUUGAAAUAGAAGAACCGAAAACACCAACAGAUCCAUGCGAAGCUUUACCUUGUGGACCAUUCAGCAAUUGUCGAACACUCAAUGGUCAUGCAGUUUGCUCCUGUCAACUGGGAUACAUAGGUGCACCACCUUCAUGUCGUCCCGAAUGUACAGGCAGCUCGGAAUGUUCACAGAACAAAGCGUGCAUCAAUAACAAGUGUGCUGAUCCCUGUCCAGGAUCUUGUGGACAAAAUACAAAAUGUUUGGUCGUCAGUCACAAUCCAAUUUGUAGUUGCGCGAACGGAUAUACAGGAAAUCCUUUCAUCAAAUGCGAGAAGGAAGUUGUUACUCCCAGUCCUCCGACUCCACGAGAAAAUCCUUGUACAUCGAACAUUUGUGGACCAAAUUCUCAGUGUCGAGAAAUUAACGGACAGGCCGCGUGUUCAUGUUUGACUAAUUUUAUCGGCAGACCUCCAAAUUGCCGACCUGAGUGUUCCGAUAAUUCGGAAUGUCCUCCAUCGUCAGCUUGUAUAAAUGAAAAAUGUAAAAAUCCCUGUCCCGGUGCCUGUGGAGAGAUGGCAAGAUGUUCAGUACUCAAUCACUUACCCAUUUGUUCCUGUCCAGAGGGUUACGAAGGUGAUGCAACCAUUCGAUGCUCAAUUCCCCUACCUCCUUCAACGGAACGUCCAAAUCCCUGCGUACCAAAUCCUUGUGGACCUAACGCACUCUGUCGGGAAAGAAGUAGAGCUGGAGCAUGUGUUUGUCCUCCAGAAUUUAUAGGCGAUCCUUACGAUCAACAGAGUGGUUGUCGCCGAGAAUGUGAAAUAAAUAGCGAUUGUCAAAUAAAUUUGGCUUGUGUUGGAUUUAAGUGUAUCGAUCCUUGUCCUGGCGCUUGUGGCACCUUAUCUUUAUGCAAUGUACGAGACCAUCUUCCCGUAUGUUCUUGUCCACCUGGUCACAUUGGAGAUCCAAACUUUGCUUGUGAGCAAGGAAGAGUUGAAUUCCCAAUAAACCCUUGCUUCCCAUCGCCUUGUGGUCCGAACAGCAAAUGUCGAGAAAUCAAUGAACAACCUGUUUGCACAUGUUUACCAAACUUUAUCGGUUCACCGCCAAAUUGUAAACCAGAAUGCGUUGCUAAUGGAGAAUGUCCAGUUCAUCUUGCGUGUGUCAACAAAAAAUGCGCCGAUCCAUGUCCAAAUACUUGUGGCUUAAGAGCAAAUUGUGAUACGAAAAAUCAUAUUCCCAUUUGUACGUGCCCUUCGGGAUUAACGGGAGAUCCAUUUAAAUUCUGUUUCCCGCUUGAAGAAGUUUCAACAACUGAAAAACCUCCAUCGUGCACUCCAUCGCCGUGUGGUCCUAAUGCACAGUGUCAAGUUAUUUCUGGAAUUCCCGCAUGUUCCUGCUUGCCCAAUUACAUUGGCACACCGCCAAACUGUCGACCUGAAUGCGUCUUGAGUUCGGAAUGUCCGAGACAAUUGGCUUGUAUCAAUGAAAAAUGUAAAGAUCCUUGUGCUGGUUCUUGUGGCAUCAAUGCACAGUGCCAUGUUUUGAAUCAUAUUCCAGUUUGUACUUGUAUGGACGGUUAUAUGGGAGAUCCGUUCAAAGCCUGUUCAGCUAUACCAGCGACUACACCAGCAGUUAAAGACUUUAAUCCCUGCAAUCCUUCACCCUGUGGUACAAAUGCUAUUUGUCGCAAUGGAGAAUGUACAUGUGAGCCGGAAUAUUCUGGAAAUCCCUACGAGGGUUGUCGUCCAGAGUGCAUACUCAGUACGGAAUGUCCUCGCGAUAAAGCAUGUUUGAAAUUCAAGUGUCGGGAUCCAUGUCCUGGAGUUUGUGGCCAAUUUGCUCGUUGCGAUGUUAUCAAUCAUAUUCCCGUUUGUUUGUGCCUCGACGAAUACAUCGGUGAUCCUUUCGUAAGCUGUCGACCAAAACCCAAAGAACCGAUCAGAGAAGAUCCUUGCUCACCAUCGCCUUGUGGUCCAAACAGCGAUUGUCGCAAUAUUGCCAAUAAUCCAGUGUGCUCCUGCCUUCAGGGUUAUUUAGGAACGCCACCAUCUUGUAGACCUGAAUGUAUAGUGAGUCCAGAAUGUCCACCUACGAGAGCAUGUGUAAACAAAAAAUGCACAGAUCCAUGUUUGGGAGCUUGCGGAAUAAAUGCCCGAUGUGAAGUAAUAAAUCAUUCGCCAAUUUGUGGUUGUCUUCCUGGACAGUCGGGAGAUCCAUUCAGAAGUUGCCAGGAAAUCGAAGAACCACCAGAUGUAAAUCCAGAUCCCUGUAAUCCAUCAACUUGUGGACCAAAUUCCCUUUGCCGAAAUGUGAACAACAAUCGUGAAUGUGCAUGUCUUCCAUCAUACAUUGGAACUCCGCCAAACUGUAGGCCAGAGUGUGUUAUAAAUCCAGAUUGUCCAUCAACAAUGUCUUGUAUUAAUUCAAAAUGCCAAGAUCCUUGUCCUGGAUCGUGUGGAGAGAAUGCUGAAUGUAGAGUUAUCAAUAAUGCAGUUAGUUGCUCCUGCUCACCUGGCUUUACAGGCAAUCCAUUUGUUCAGUGCAUACGACAAACAAUAGAUCUCAAUCCAUGCGAACCAUCGCCAUGUGGAACAAAUGCCGUGUGUCAAAGACGCGAUAAUGUCGGUGCAUGCACUUGCAUUGAAGAUUAUCACGGUAAUCCAUACGAGGGUUGUCAACCGGAGUGCAUUCUCAGUGCUGAUUGUCCAACAAAUAAAGCGUGCAUUCGCAAUAAAUGUGCUGAUCCUUGUCUUGGAAUUUGCGGAACUGAUGCUCUUUGCUCCGUUGUCAAUCACAUUCCAACCUGUACUUGUUUACCCGGCUUCGUUGGGGAUCCAUUCAUCACAUGCUCACGACAAAUAGAUUAUCCUCCAGACGUAACACCUUGUGCUCCUUCACCUUGUGGACCUAAUGGUAUUUGUCGAACAAUUAAUGGACAAGCUGUGUGUACUUGUGAGGAUUCUUACAUCGGCACGCCACCAAAUUGCCGACCUGAAUGUGUAGUCAAUUCAGAAUGUCCUCAAACUCGAGCAUGCUACAAAUUUAAAUGCACAGAUCCUUGUCCUGGAACAUGUGGUCUUGGAGCCCAUUGUCGAGUUAUCAAUCACAAUCCACUGUGUAAUUGUCCUACAGAUAUGACGGGAGAUCCAUUCAUAAGAUGUUAUCCCGAAACUCGCGAAGUACCUCCUUCGAUAGAUCACAUUAUAAAUCCCUGUUUACCAAGUCCUUGUGGACUCUAUUCGGAGUGUCGGCAAAAUGGACAACAGGCUGUAUGUUCUUGUUUACGAGAAUAUAUAGGAUCACCACCAAAUUGUCGUCCAGAAUGUUCAGUCAACACCGAUUGUCCAUCAAAUCAAGCUUGUAUUUCUGAAAAAUGCCGAGAUCCUUGUAAUGGAUCAUGUGGUCAAAACACCGAUUGUCGUGUACAAAAUCACAUUCCAACUUGUCUCUGUCAGGCUGAUUAUACUGGAGAUCCUUUCAGUCUUUGUACCCCAAUAAUUAGAGAACCACCACCGCCUCCAAAUCCUUGUAGUCCAUCUCCCUGUGGAGCAAAUGCUAAUUGCGAUAAUGGAAUUUGCACCUGUUUGCCUAAUUACUUUGGUGAUGCCUAUUCCAACUGUAGACCAGAAUGCACAUUAAAUACGGAUUGUCCACGAAUGAAGUCAUGUAUUAAUCAAAGAUGUGUAAAUCCAUGCGUCAACACUUGUGGAUCUGGUGCUGAAUGUGAUGUCGUCAAUCAUAUUCCAACGUGCAGUUGUCCUUCAGGAACAACUGGAAAUCCCUUCACUGGUUGUCGAAAAAUUGCAACACCAGAUUUCAUAAACCCAUGUACGCCAUCGCCUUGCGGACCAAAUAGCAAUUGUAUUGUAGUCAGCGAACAUCCAGUUUGUUCUUGCCUAGCGAACUUUAUCGGCAGUCCACCAAAUUGCAGACCCGAGUGUGUUGUCAGCGCUGAAUGUCCUCUGACACAAGCUUGUCUAGCGAACAAAUGUCAAGAUCCCUGUCCUGGAACUUGUGGUCAAAAUUCAAAAUGUAUGACUGUUCAACACAAUCCAAUUUGCUCUUGUGCUACCGGCUUCACUGGCGAUCCAUUUAUUAGAUGUUAUCCAGACGAGAAACUUCCCCCUGAACCUAGUGUUGAGCCAUGUAAACCAUCACCUUGUGGUCCCAAUGCCGAGUGUCAUGUUCGCGGAGAAAGACCAGCAUGUUCCUGCCUGCCAAAUUACAUUGGACUCCCACCAAAUUGUCGACCCGAGUGCACAAUAAAUCCUGAAUGUCCAUCACAUCUCGCGUGUCUUCAACAGAAAUGCAGUGAUCCAUGUGUGGGACGCUGCGGUACUAAUUCUCAGUGUUACGUUGUCAAUCACAAUGCAGUCUGUACGUGCGAAGAAGGUUUCAGCGGCGAUCCUUACAGCAGCUGCCAACCUUCCAUCAAGGAAAUCUACCCUCCUGAGAUGUUGACCCCAUGUUCGCCAUCCCCCUGUGGUCCCAAUACCGUUUGCAAAGAACAAAAUGGAGUAGGUUCCUGUUCAUGUGUACCUGAUUAUAUUGGAGAUCCAUAUGAAGGAUGUCGCCCCGAAUGUACAGUUGAUUCGAACUGUAUGUCUAAUCUCGCCUGUAUCCGAUCAAAAUGCCAAAAUCCCUGUCCCGGAACCUGUGGUCAAGAUGCCCAAUGCCAAGUUGUUAAUCACUUGCCCAGAUGCUCGUGCAUCCCUGGAUUUACAGGAGACCCAUACCGAAUUUGCAUACCCCCGCCACCAACUCCUAUUGAAAACGAUGAUCCCUGUGAACCUACACCAUGUGGACCAAAUAGUCAAUGCCGAAUUGUUAAUAAACAGGCAGUGUGCAGUUGUCUUCCUACAUAUUUAGGAAGUCCACCUGGAUGUCGUCCCGAAUGUGUUAUCAGUUCCGAAUGUGCCACUAAUAGAGCUUGUAUAAAUCAAAAGUGCGCUGACCCAUGUAUUGGCCUUUGCGGUCUAAAUACAAUUUGCCGAGUUGUAAACCAUAGUCCCAUUUGUGCCUGCAAACCAGAUAACACAGGAGACCCUUUCACCAGAUGUUUCCCUAUACCAAAGCCCGUGAUAGACCCAACACAAAUAUUAAACCCAUGCGUACCUUCUCCAUGUGGAUUAAAUGCUCAAUGUCAAAAUAAUGGAGGUAUACCUUCCUGUUCAUGUUUGCCCAACUACUUUGGAAGCCCACCCAACUGCAGACCAGAGUGUACCAUAAACUCUGAUUGUCCAAGUGAUAGAGCAUGUAUUAUGCAAAAAUGCAGAGACCCAUGCUCAGGUUCAUGUGGCAUUGGUGCCAUUUGUAACAUUAAUAACCACACCCCGGCCUGUUCAUGUCCUCAGGGUUACACUGGAAAUCCAUUUAGCAAUUGUCAACCUCUGCCAACACAGCCACCAAGAAACGAAAUCACAACAGAUCCUUGUAAUCCAUCCCCCUGCGGAGCAAAUUCCCAGUGUAAUAAUGGAAUUUGCACAUGUUUACCCGAUUACAAAGGAGACCCGUACAGCAUGUGCCGACCAGAAUGUGUUCUCAACAUAGAUUGUAGUUUAAAUCUGUCAUGUAUUCGAAACAAGUGUACCGACCCAUGUCCUGGAAUGUGUGCCCAAAAUGCCCAAUGUACGGUUUAUAAUCAUAUAGCGAUGUGCAACUGCCCACCGGGAAUGACAGGAAAUGCAUUUGUCAUGUGCUCAAUAUUAAAAGAACCCAUUUCGACAAAUCCAUGCAAUCCAUCACCGUGUGGACCCAACAGUCAAUGUAGAGUCGUUAAUGAACAACCAGUUUGCUCCUGCGUGCCGGGUUUCCAAGGAAUUCCACCUACAUGUAGACCUGAAUGUACCCUUAGUUCUGACUGUCCACGUGACCUUGCAUGCAGCAAUCAAAAAUGUAUAAAUCCCUGUCCUGGAACUUGUGGAAUUAGAACACAAUGUCAAGUUAUCUCCCAUAAUCCAAUUUGCAGUUGCCUACCAGAAAACACCGGUGAUCCGUUUGUCCAAUGUUACCCAAUCCCCAAUGAUGAACCUCAAGAGACUGGAAAUCCGUGUAUGCCAUCACCUUGCGGUCAAAACUCCCAGUGUAGAGUUUCGAAUAAUGCGCCCUCGUGCUCUUGUCUACCAGAAUUUCUAGGUUCACCUCCAAAUUGUAGACCCGAGUGCACUAGCAAUAGUGAAUGUCCUAGUCAACAAGCGUGCACGAACCGUAAAUGUACCGAUCCUUGUAUUCAAUCGUGUGGUUCAAAUACAGAGUGUCGUGUUGUGAGUCAUACACCAAUGUGCGUUUGCAGAGCUGGAUAUACUGGUGAUCCAUUUACACAGUGUAUCCUUGAACAACCUGUCGUCGUUGAAAAUCGAACACCAUGUACACCAUCACCUUGUGGUUCGAAUGCUCAAUGUAGAGAACAAAAUGGUGCUGGUUCAUGCACUUGUUUACCAGAAUAUAUAGGAAAUCCCUAUGAAGGAUGUCGACCUGAAUGUACAGUUAAUUCAGAUUGUACACAAAAUUUAGCUUGUAUAAGAUCCAAAUGUCAGGAUCCAUGUCCUGGUACAUGUGGACUAAACGCUGAAUGUCAAGUAAUAAGUCACAUUCCCUCGUGCAAUUGUAUUUCUGGUUUUACUGGAGACCCAUUCCGACAAUGCAGUCCAUCAAAACAACCUGUCGUAGCUGACAAAGUAGAUCCAUGUUCUCGUUCUCCUUGUGGCCCUUACAGUCAAUGUCGAAAUGUAAACGAACAAAGCGUUUGCUCAUGUUUGCCAGGCUACUCUGGCAGUCCACCUGGAUGUCGACCUGAAUGUGUUGUAAGCACUGAAUGUUCUCUAGACAGAGCAUGUGUUAAUCAAAAAUGUAUAAAUCCAUGUCCAGCUUCCUGUGGUAUAGCGACAGACUGUAGGGUUUUAAAUCACAGUCCCAUGUGCACUUGUAAAGCCGGAUUUACGGGAGAUCCUCUCACAAUAUGUUUUGUUUUGCCAAAACCAAUAGCAGAUCCAAUUUCUCAAAAUCCAUGUUUACCCACGCCUUGUGGACCAUUUUCAGAAUGUCGCGAUGUGAAUAGUUUACCAGCUUGUACAUGUUUGCCUUCAUAUAUUGGAUCACCGCCUAAUUGUAGACCUGAGUGUUCUAUAAAUUCAGAUUGUCCAAGUAAUCAAGCUUGUUUAAAUCAGAAAUGUAGAGAUCCAUGCCCAGGUUUAUGUGGAGUAUCAGCGCAAUGCAUGGUUCUUAAUCAUGUACCAUCUUGCAUUUGUGUUGAAGGUUUUACUGGUGAUCCUUUCGUGAACUGUCUCCCAAUACCACCACCUUCAAAAGAACCCGUGAUAUCAGAUCCUUGUAAUCCAUCCCCUUGUGGAACAAACGCUCUAUGUAACGACGGUAUUUGUAGCUGUCAAACAGAUUAUACAGGAGAUCCUUACACUGGUUGUCGGCCAGAAUGUGUUCUAAAUACCGACUGUCCACAAAUCAGAGCAUGUCUUCGAAACAGAUGCGUAGAUCCGUGCCUUGGCACUUGUGGCAAAAAUGCCCUUUGUAACGUUUUUAAUCACGUUCCAAUGUGCACUUGUCCAUCUGGCAUGUCAGGAAAUGCUUUUCUAAUGUGUUCUCCUCAAAGAGAUCCAAUUCAAGCUGAUCCUUGUAAUCCAUCACCUUGUGGACCAAAUAGUCGAUGUCGACCAAUUAAUAAUCAAGCGGUUUGUACUUGUGUUACUGGUUACAUUGGAAGUCCUCCUUCCUGUAGACCAGAAUGUGUUGUUAGUUCAGAUUGUCCGAAAGAUCAAGCAUGCAGUAACCAAAGAUGCAUUAAUCCAUGCGAAGGAUCUUGUGGCUUACGUGCACAAUGCCAAGUUGUCAAUCAUAAUCCCAUCUGCAGUUGUCCUGAUGGACUAUCUGGUUCUCCGUUUUCUGUCUGUGAAGUGAUACCUGUAAGACCAAACAUAAAUCCAUGUCAACCUUCACCUUGUGGAGCUAAUUCCCAAUGUAAUGUUGUGAAUGACGCGCCAUCAUGUGCCUGUUUGGCAGGAUUUUUAGGAUCGCCACCAAAUUGUAGGCCAGAAUGUGUCAGUAAUAGUGAGUGUCCAAGUCAACAAGCAUGUAUCAAUCAAAAAUGCAGUGAUCCUUGUCCCGGAUCUUGUGGUACGAAUGCAGAAUGUAGAGUUGUCAGUCACUCUGUCAUGUGCAUGUGCCCUGCGUCAUACACUGGAGAUCCUUUUAUGCAAUGCACUUUCGAGCAACAAAUACCUGUUGAAAAUGUAUCCCCCUGCACACCAUCCCCUUGUGGUGCAAAUGCCGUUUGUAAAGAACAAGGAAAUGUAGGAUCCUGUUCAUGUCUAUCAGACUAUUUAGGAAAUCCUUAUGAAGGAUGUCGACCAGAGUGUACCAUAAGUUCCGAUUGUCCUUCAAAUUUGGCGUGCAUACGAUCAAAAUGUCGAAACCCAUGUCCUGGUACUUGUGCUCAAAAUGCUGAUUGUUACAUUGCCAAUCAUUUACCUCAGUGUGCAUGCCGAACCGGAUUUUCUGGAGAUCCAUUUCGUCUCUGUUCACCUGUUCCACAAUCUGUGAUAACAGAAGACCAAACAGAUCCUUGUAAUCCAACACCUUGUGGCGCUAAUAGUUUAUGUCGAAACAAUAACGGACAAGCAGUUUGUAGUUGCCAACCACAAUAUUCCGGAAGUCCACCAUCUUGCCGUCCUGAAUGUACAAUUAGUUCAGAAUGUCCAAUGGAUAGAGCUUGCAUAAAUUUAAAAUGUAACAAUCCAUGUACCAAUACUUGUGGAAGAAAUGCCGUUUGUACAAUAAGAAACCACAGUCCAAUUUGCUCUUGUGAAAAUGGAUUCACUGGAGAUCCAUUCAUUAGAUGUUUCCCUGUUCAAAAACCUGUCACACCGUCUGUUGUGCAAAACCCUUGUUUAUCAUCUCCCUGUGGACCAUUUUCGGAAUGCAGACCAAUCGGAGACAUACCAUCCUGCUCUUGUUUACAAUCUUACAUCGGAAGUCCUCCAAACUGUCGACCUGAGUGUUCUAUAAACUCUGAUUGUUUAAGUAAUCAAGCAUGUAUACGAGAAAAAUGUAGAGAUCCUUGUCCUGGUUCCUGUGGAAUCUUAGCUCAGUGUUUAGUAAAUAAUCAUGUGCCAAUUUGCACUUGUCUAGAAGGAUAUACUGGGGACCCAUUUACCAACUGUAUCUUGCAACCUGUUACACCCAUACAAGAAAGACCAGUGGAUCCAUGUAGUCAAUCGCCUUGUGGACCUAAUGCCAUUUGUGACAAUGAUACUUGUGCCUGUCAAGCAAAUUAUUUCGGAGAUCCGUUUUCUGGUUGUCGACCAGAGUGUGUCCUAAAUACCGACUGUCCGCAAAAUAGAGCAUGUCUUCGAAAUAGAUGCAUUGAUCCUUGUCCUGGAACUUGUAGUCAAAAUGCCUUAUGUAACGUUUAUAAUCAUAUUCCAAUGUGUACUUGUCCAACAGGCAUGGUAGGAAAUGCUUUUGUCUCCUGCUCACCAAUUAGAGAUCCCGUAGUUACCGUUCAACCAUGUAACCCUUCACCAUGUGGUCCUAAUAGUCAAUGUCGAGAAAUAAAUGGACAGGGUGUCUGUUCAUGUCUUUCUGGCUUUAUCGGUACUCCACCAACUUGUAGAGCAGAAUGCAUUGUCAGUACUGAUUGCCCUCCAAUGGAUGCUUGUAUUAAUCAAAAAUGUAGCAAUCCAUGUGUUGGAUCAUGCGGUAUUUCUGCAUUAUGCCAAGUGGUCAGUCAUAAUCCCAUCUGUAGUUGUCCUGAAAGAAUGACUGGCAAUCCAUUCAUCAGAUGCAUACCAAUGCCAAUUGAACAACCAGUUCAAGACCCAUGUCAACCAUCACCAUGUGGUCCAAAUUCACAAUGUCGAGUAAUUAAUAAUACACCGUCGUGCUCAUGUAUGCCAGAAUUUAUUGGCUCUCCACCAUAUUGCAAACCAGAAUGUAUCAGUAAUGACGAAUGUUUAAACAAACUUGCAUGCAUCAAUCAGAAAUGCAAAGAUCCCUGCAUUGGAACUUGUGGAGCUAAUGCUGUUUGUAACGUUAUCACACACACUCCAAUUUGUACCUGUGUUGCUGAAUUCACAGGAGAUCCAUUCACUCAAUGUAACGCUCAACAACAAAUACCAAUUUAUUUGUCGCAACCAUGUGUCCCAUCACCAUGUGGUAGUAAUGCCAUUUGUAAGGAAAGAAAUGGUGCAGGUUCUUGCUCUUGUUUACCAGAUUAUAUUGGAGAUCCAUAUGAAGGUUGUCGUCCCGAAUGUGUAUUAAGUACCGACUGCAUUCCAAGUAGAGCUUGUGUGAGAUCUAAAUGUCAAGACCCUUGCCCUGGUACUUGUGGACAAAAUUCUGUUUGUCAAGUUAUAAAUCACUCUCCAACAUGCACAUGUAAUCCUGGAUUUACAGGAGACCCAUUCCGUUAUUGUAUUGAAGAACGAGCGCCAGUAGUAGCAGCUGUUAAUCCCUGUCAGCCUUCACCAUGUGGACCAAAUAGUAUUUGUCGAGAAAAUUCUGGAAAUGCUGUAUGUUCAUGUCUUCCUAAAUUUAUUGGAACACCGCCUGGAUGUAGACCAGAGUGUGUAGUAAAUUCCGAAUGUUCUCUUUCGCAAGCGUGCAUCAAUCAAAAAUGCGUCAAUCCGUGUUCUGCCACUUGUGGCAUGAAUGCAGAUUGCAGAGUUAUAAAUCACAAUCCGAUAUGUGGAUGUAAAUCCGGUUUCACUGGAGAUCCAUUCACAUUUUGUUUUGCAAUACAAAGCCCAAUGGAUCCACAAAUUACGAAACCAACAAAUCCUUGUCUUCCAUCACCUUGUGGACCAAAUUCCCUUUGUCGUGAUACUGGAGGAAAUCCAUCAUGUUCAUGUGACAUCAAUUAUAUUGGUAUACCACCAAACUGCCGACCGGAAUGUACUAUAAACUCGGAAUGUCCAUUGAAUCAAGCUUGUAUCAGAGAAAAAUGCAGAGAUCCAUGCCCUGGAGCAUGUGGCGUCGAAGCCAGAUGUAGUGUAGUUAACCACGCUGCCAAUUGUGUAUGUCCUGAAGGAUAUACCGGCGAUGCAUUUACCAUGUGUCUUAUGAAUUCUGCAAUCAUUACUGAUACCUCUGUUAAUGACGCAUGCAAUCCUUCGCCGUGUGGACCAAACACUGUUUGUCGUGAUGGAAUUUGUUCUUGUUUAUUCGAAUUUAGAGGAGACCCUUACAGUGGAUGUCGUCCAGAAUGUGUUGCCAAUGACGAAUGUCCACUAAAUCAAGCUUGCAUUCGAAUGAAAUGUGCUGAUCCUUGUAUUGGAACUUGUGGACAAAAUGCACAAUGUUCAACAAUAAAUCAUUUGCCAAUAUGUACAUGUCCUUCCGGCACUGAAGGAAAUGCUUUUGUUCUUUGUUCCCAGCGACCAGCUGAUGUUUUAACGACACCGUGUUCCCCAUCACCUUGUGGUCCCAACAGUCACUGUCAAGCUAUUAAUGGCAUUUCUGUAUGUAAAUGCAUUGAAGGUUUCACAGGAAGUCCACCAUUGUGUCGCCCUGAAUGUGUCGUAUCUUCCGACUGUUCUACCGCGACUGCAUGUAUCAAUCAAAAAUGUGUAAAUCCUUGUUUAGGCUCAUGUGGCUUAAGUGCCGAAUGCACAGUAGUAAAUCACAAUCCAAUAUGUAGUUGUCGUCAAGGCUUAACCGGAAAUCCAUUCCAAGCUUGCAUAACACCAACAACCGACAUUACUGUUAGACCUAGUGAUCCAUGUAAUCCAUCGCCAUGUGGUUUACAAUCUCAAUGCCAAGUUAAAAACGGUUUACCAUCUUGCGCUAAUUUACCAAAUAUUGUAGACUCACCAGAAUGCGUUAGUAACAGUGAGUGUAGCUCUAGAGAAGCUUGUAUUAACAGAAAAUGCGCAGAUCCAUGUCCAGGUUCAUGUGGUUCAAACACAGAAUGUCGAGUUUUUAGUCAUACUCCAAUGUGCUUAUGUAAUACAGGAUUUACUGGAGAUCCUUUCACUCGAUGUACCCCUAUUAUAAAUCAAGAAUCUAAACCCUGUACACCAACACCAUGUGGUACAAAUGCCAUUUGUAGAGAAUCAGGAUUAGCUGGGUCUUGUUCUUGUUUGACAGAUUAUAUUGGAAAUCCUUAUGAAGGAUGCAGACCCGAAUGUGUAAUAGAUUCUGAUUGUUCGGCAAAUUUAGCUUGUACUAGAUCCAAGUGUCAAGAUCCGUGUCCUGGAACGUGUGGUCAGAAUGCUAUUUGUCAAGCCAUAAAUCAUUCUCCAGUUUGCACUUGUAUUCAAGGCUUUACGGGAGAUGCUUUACGAAUUUGUAUACCAAUGCCUGAUACUCCUGCUGAAAAUCCGACAAAUCUUUGUAAUCCUACCCCGUGUGGACCAUAUAGUGAAUGUAGAAUGAACAAUGGUCAAGCAGUUUGUUCUUGUCUACCCACCUAUACUGGUAGUCCACCAGCUUGUCGUCCAGAAUGUACUGUCAGUUCCGAUUGUCCAACAUCACGAGCUUGUGUAAAUCAAAAAUGUGUUAAUCCAUGUCCAGAACCUUGCGGAAUGAAUACAGACUGUCGAGUUAUUAAUCACAGUCCUGUUUGCUUCUGUAAGAGCGGAUUUACUGGAGAUCCAUUUUCGAGAUGUUUCUUGAAUAACGAAUCCACGCAACCGAUAUUAUCAAAUAAAGAUCCUUGCCUGCCAAAUCCAUGUGGUGCUAACGCCAUAUGUCGACAAGUUGGAGAAACAUCAGCGUGUUCUUGUUUACCAAACUAUUUUGGAAGUCCACCCAAUUGUCGUCCAGAGUGUACUAUAAAUUCUGACUGUCCCAGCAAUAGAGCUUGCAUGCAGGAACGUUGUAGGGAUCCUUGUCCAGGAUCUUGUGGAUUUGAAGCUGAAUGCUCCGUUUUAAAUCAUAUUCCAAUUUGUCGGUGUCGCGAUGGAUUUACUGGUGAUCCUUUUACUCAAUGCAAUUUAAUAACCCAACAACAACCUGUAAAUGAAGAAAAUCCCUGUAUUCCAUCUCCUUGUGGAGCAAAUGCAAAUUGUAACGAUGGUGUUUGCACCUGUUUAGUGAACUAUAUUGGAAAUCCUUACACAGGAUGUAGACCAGAAUGUGUCCUCAAUACAGAUUGUCCUCGAGACAGAGCUUGUGUGCGUAAUCAAUGUCAAGAUCCUUGUCCAGGAACUUGUGCCACAAAUGCAGUGUGUAACGUAAUCAAUUAUACACCAAUGUGUAGUUGUCCAACAGGAUUUGAAGGAAAUGCUUUUGUUAUGUGUAAUCCUGUACAAGUGCCUUCUGUGUCUCCAUGUGAAUCAUCACCUUGUGGUCCAAAUAGUUUGUGUCGAGAAAAUAAUGGUCAAGCAGUAUGUUCUUGUAUCUCAGGAUUUUUGGGAAGUCCACCAACAUGUCGACCCGAAUGUGCUUUAAAUUCAGAUUGUCCUCUAAAUCAAGCUUGUAUCAAUCAGAAAUGUCAGAAUCCAUGUACGGGAGCAUGUGGCUUGAGAGCAAAUUGUAGAGUUAUAAAUCAUAAUCCAGUGUGUCAAUGUCCAUCAGAAUUUAUAGGAGAUCCAUUCCUUCAAUGUAUACCAAAACCUCAAGAACCAGUGAAAAUUAAUCCAUGUCAACCAUCACCUUGUGGACCAAAUGCACAAUGCCAAGUCAUUAACGACUCGCCUUCAUGUUCUUGUUUACCAAACUUUGUAAAUUCUCCGCCAAAUUGUCGACCCGAAUGCAUUAGCAAUAGUGAAUGUCCAACGAGUCAAGCAUGUAUCAAUCAGAAGUGUAAAGACCCUUGUCCUAAUUCUUGUGGAAUUAAUGCACAAUGCAGAGCAGUGAGUCACACUCCAAUGUGUUUCUGUAGUGAUGGAUUCUCAGGAGAUCCAUUUACACAAUGUACACCUGAAUCCAUUCUUCCAAUAGAAGAUAAACCAACUCCCUGUACACCAUCACCUUGUGGUUCCAAUGCAAUGUGUACUGAAGAAAAUGGCGCAGGAGCUUGCUCUUGCUUGCCAAAUUAUUUCGGAAACCCUUAUGAAGGAUGUAGACCAGAAUGUGUGCUAAAUUCCGACUGUGCAUUAAACCGUGCUUGUAUCAAUUCUAAAUGCAUUGAUCCAUGUCCAGGAACUUGUGGUUUAAAUGCUGAGUGCUUUGUCACUAAUCACCUUGUAUCGUGCUCCUGUAUUGCUUCUUAUACUGGAAAUCCCUACAGUAAUUGCGUUUUAAAACAGGAUGUUCAAACAGACAACACUGAUCCCUGUGCCAGUUCUUUCUGUGGACCCAAUAGUCAAUGCAGAGUAAUUAAUCAGAUAGCUGUUUGCACAUGUCUUCCCAAUUUCAAUGGAAGUCCGCCUGGUUGUAGACCAGAAUGUGUCAGUAAUUCGGAAUGUCCUACUGACAGAACAUGUAUGAACCAAAAAUGUGUAAAUCCAUGCCCGGCUUCUUGUGGACAAAAUACACUCUGUAGAGUUAGAAACAAUGUGCCACUUUGUAAUUGUGCUCCAGGUUUUACUGGAGAUCCUUUCACAAUAUGUUUUACUGUACCCAAUGUCCCCGCUAUUACAAACGAUAAUUCUGACCUAUGUAUUCCAAAUCCUUGUGGACCUUUUUCGGAAUGUCGAAACAUUAGAGGAAUACCGUCUUGUACUUGUCUUCAAAAUUACAUAGGAUCUCCACCAAAUUGUCGUCCAGAAUGUACUUUAAAUUCAGAAUGUCCUAGUAACCAAGCUUGCAUUCAAGCGAAGUGUAGAGAUCCUUGUCCAGGAUCCUGUGGAGUUUCAGCACAAUGUAAUGUUGUCAACCACACGCCAGUUUGUUCUUGUCCAGAAGGAUACACUGGUGAUGCUUUUCAACAAUGUGCUUUGAAUCCCGUUCAAGAACCAUCUAUCUCUGAAACAAACCCAUGUAUUCCUUCACCCUGUGGAACAAAUACACGAUGUGAUAAUGGACUAUGUACUUGCCUACCUGAAUAUCAAGGAGAUCCUUACAUAGGUUGUCGUCCGGAAUGUGUCAUGAAUACCGAUUGCCAAAUGAACCUAGCUUGUAUCCGAAACAAAUGUACCGACCCUUGUAUCGGAACUUGUGGUCAAAGAGCCCUUUGCAAUGUUUUUAAUCACAUACCAAUGUGUUCGUGCUCUUCAGGAAUGACGGGAAAUCCUUUUGUUUUAUGUACAGCACUGCAAGCUCCAAUCAACGAAGAUCCAUGUAACCCAUCCCCCUGUGGUCCAAACAGUCAAUGUAGAGAAAAUAACAAUCAAGCGGUGUGUUCAUGUAUUUCUGGAUUCAUUGGAGCACCACCAACUUGUAGACCAGAAUGUGUAGUGAGCUCUGAUUGUCCUCGAAAUGAAGCAUGUAACAAUCAAAGAUGUACUGAUCCUUGUCCUGGCUCUUGUGGCAUUAGAUCUGAAUGCAGAGUCGUCAAUCACAACCCAGUAUGCAGUUGUCCCGAAAGAAUGACAGGAAACCCAUUUAUUCAGUGUUUCACUAAUCCUCCAACCCCUCCACCUGCUGUGAAUCCAUGUCAACCAUCACCUUGUGGACCGAACUCACAAUGUCAAGUCAUCAAUGAAUCUCCCUCAUGUUCCUGCUUAACGGAAUUUAUUGGUUCACCACCAAAUUGUAGACCAGAAUGUAUUAGUAACAGUGAAUGUGCUAGUCAGCUUGUUUGUCUUAAUAGCAAGUGUCAAAAUCCUUGUCCAGGAUCUUGUGGUACUAGUGCCAUAUGUCGCGUUGUCAGUCACACACCAAUGUGUGUUUGUCCUACCGGAUAUACAGGAGACGCAUUUACUUCAUGUGUCUUGACGCAAUUCGAACGACCAGUGGAACCAUUAAAUCCCUGCAUACCAUCUCCCUGUGGUGCCAAUACGGAAUGCAAGAUUCAGCAAAACGCUGGAUCAUGCAGUUGUUUAGCAAAUUAUAUUGGAAAUCCUUAUGAAGGAUGUAGACCCGAAUGCGUAUUAAAUUCUGAUUGUCCAUCAAAUCUCGCGUGUAUUGGUUCUAAGUGUACGGAUCCUUGUCCUGGAACUUGUGGGCAAAAUGCACAAUGCUAUGUUCUCAAUCAUUCACCCACUUGCAUUUGCCUUGAAACAUUUACUGGAAAUCCAUUUAUCAGUUGUCAAAAAAUUUCACCACUACAAGCGGAUUCCGAAAUAAGUUUACCCUGCCAGACCUGUGGACCUUACAGUCAAUGUCGGGUUAUAAAUGCUCAAUCCGUGUGUUCAUGUCUACCAACUUAUACCGGAAGUCCACCAAAUUGUAGACCCGAAUGUACCGUGAGUGCAGAUUGUGCACUAAAUCGAGCAUGCGUUAAUCAAAAAUGUGUUGAUCCUUGUGCGGGUACUUGUGGUCAAAAUACCAUAUGCAGAGUACUUACGCACAGUCCAUUUUGCUCAUGUAAAUCAGGAUUUACAGGCGAACCAUUCUCAAGUUGUUUCCCCUUACCAAUUAUGCAACCAGUACCUGAUGAAACGAGAGACCCAUGUUAUCCAUCUCCGUGCGGACCAUUUUCACAGUGUCAAAAUAUUAAUGGAAUACCUUCCUGUUCUUGCUUACCCACUUAUAUUGGGAAUCCACCCACUUGUCGUCCAGAAUGUACAAUUAAUUCCGAUUGCCCCAGCACCAGAGCAUGCAUUAACGAACGUUGUCAAGACCCGUGCCUAGGAUCAUGUGGUUUGAAUGCAAUUUGCAAUGUAUUCAAUCACAUUCCCAGUUGUAAUUGCAUGCAAAGUUAUUCGGGAGAUCCGUUUACAGGCUGUACCUACCAACCACCACCAACGAGUCCAAUUGAAUCUGAUCCAUGUAACCCAUCUCCUUGUGGACCUAAUACUAGAUGUGAUAAUGGAACAUGUUCCUGUUUAUCGGAAUAUUUUGGCAAUCCUAUAAUUGGUUGUAGACCAGAAUGUGUCUUAAACACAGACUGUGAUCGUAGUAGAGCAUGUGUACAAAAUAAAUGUGUGGAUCCCUGUAUAAAUGCUUGUGGAUCAGGUGCUCUCUGCAACGUUUUUAACCAUAUACCAAUGUGCAGUUGCCCGUCAGGAACGACUGGUAGCGCCCUAAUUCUAUGCCAAACCGUAAAAGCCCCACCCACUGCGAAACCCUGCAGCCCAUCACCAUGUGGACCCAAUAGUAUAUGUCGUGAGGUAAACGAUCAGGCUGUAUGUACUUGUGCGCCUGGAUAUUUAGGAAGCCCACCAAUGUGUAGACCUGAAUGUAUUGGAAGUUCGGAUUGUUCUAGAAAUCAAGCAUGUACUAAUCAGAAAUGCAUUAAUCCUUGUCUCGGAACGUGCGGUGUACAAGCCAAGUGUGAAGUAAUCAAUCACAAUCCGAUUUGUUCAUGUUCUGAACGUUACACAGGAAAUCCCUUCACCAGAUGCUUUGAACAACCGGAGGCACCAGCAGCACCGAAAGACCCUUGCCAACCAUCGCCAUGUGGUCCCUAUUCAACUUGCCAAGUUGUAAAUAAUGCACCUUCUUGUUCAUGUCAACCACAAUAUAUUGGAUCACCUCCAAAUUGUAGACCUGAGUGUAUUAGUAACUCCGAGUGUCCUAGUAACCAAGCGUGUCUUAAUGAAAAAUGUAGAGAUCCUUGCCCCGGAUCUUGCGGUUCUAAUGCCGAAUGUAGAGUAGUCAGUCACACGCCUAAUUGUAUGUGUCUUAGUCCCUUUAGUGGAGAUCCAUUUGUGCAAUGUCUACUACUACCAACUGAAAGGCCAAAUGAACCUCCCGCUUCUCCCUGCAUACCCUCUCCGUGUGGCGCGAAUGCCAUUUGCAAAGAAUCAAACAACGCAGGAUCCUGUACAUGUCUUCCUAACUACAUCGGCAAUCCCUAUGAUGGUUGUAGACCUGAAUGUAUCAUAAAUUCUGACUGUCCAUCCAAUCAGGGAUGUUUACAAUCGAAAUGUAGAGAUCCCUGUCCUGGAGUAUGUGCUCCAAAUGCCGAAUGCAUGGUCAUUAAUCACUUACCAACGUGUAGCUGCCGUUCAGGAUUUACGGGAGAUCCUUUCACAUUCUGUAAUUUUAUAACAAUAACCGAGGAUCAAAGAGACGUCUGCAAUCCAACGCCUUGUGGACCAAAUAGUCAGUGUAGAGAAGUUAAUGGUCAAGCAGUUUGUACUUGUCAACCUAAUUACAUCGGUAGUCCUCCAGGAUGUCGACCUGAAUGUCUUGCAAGUGCAGAAUGUCCAGCGGAACUCGCGUGCAUCAAUCAAAAAUGCGUUAAUCCAUGCCCCAGUCCUUGUGGUAUCGGUACUCAAUGUGUUGUCGUGAAUCACAGUCCCAUUUGUUCUUGCAACACAGGAUUCAGCGGAGAUCCAUUCACAAGAUGUACACCAGUUCCACCUACAAUGAUAACGGAACCUAUUAGAUCCGACCCCUGUGUACCUUCUCCAUGCGGUAGCUUUUCUCAAUGUCGUGACAUUGGCGGAGUUCCAGCUUGUACAUGCUUACCAAAUUACAGAGGACAACCACCCAAUUGUAGACCGGAAUGCACCAUUAAUUCAGAAUGUUCAAGCAACAUGGCUUGUAUGAAUGAAAAAUGUAGAGAUCCUUGUCCAGGAUCAUGUGGUUUUGGUGCUAGAUGUAUGGUCAAUAAUCACAUACCAAUUUGUAAUUGUCCUGAAGGAUAUACCGGAAAUCCAUUUGAGAAUUGUAACAUUCAAGCAAUAUCUGUCGAGCCAAUUCCAGUAGAUAAAUGCAAUCCUUCACCUUGUGGUGCCAAUACCCGAUGCGACAAUGGACAAUGUACAUGUUUACCGGAAUUCCAAGGAAAUCCAUUAGCUGGAUGUCGACCUGAGUGUGUUCUAAAUUCCGAUUGUCCUAGAGAUAGAGCUUGUUUACGAAAUAAAUGUGUAAAUCCAUGUAUCGGUGCUUGUGCAACUGAAGCUCUUUGUACAGUAAUUAAUUACGUGCCCAUGUGCAGUUGUCCAGCAAACAUGACUGGAAAUGCAUUCAGUCAGUGUUCUCCUUUGAGAGAUGAACAACCAGUUAAUCCAUGCAGCCCAUCGCCUUGCGGAUCCAACAGUGACUGUCGUGUUGUUAACGGUCAUGCAGUAUGCACAUGUAUUUUAGGCUUUCUAGGAAGUCCACCCUCGUGUAGACCGGAGUGUGUAGUUAGUACUGAUUGCCCACAGAAUGAAGCAUGUUCUAAUCAAAAAUGUGUAAAUCCUUGUCCUGGUACUUGUGGAAUAAGUGCCAUGUGCGAAAUUGUCAAUCAUAGUCCAAUUUGUAGCUGCCCAUCCAGAUUCACGGGCGAUCCAUUUAUCAGAUGCAUACCAACACCUGAAGAACCAAUAAAGCCAAUAAACCCUUGUCAACCGUCACCAUGCGGUCCGAAUUCACAGUGCCAAGUGAUAGCUAAUUCACCUACAUGCUCUUGCAUGAAUGAAUUUAUCGGUUCACCACCAAAUUGUAGACCAGAGUGUGUUAGUAAUACUGACUGUUCUCGUCAAUUAGCAUGUAUUAAUCAAAAAUGCAGAAACCCAUGUAUAGAUUCUUGUGGUGCAAAUGCAGAGUGUCACGUUGUAAGUCAUACUGCAAUGUGCAACUGCAUGCCCAAUUACACUGGAGAUCCUUUUACACAAUGUAUCAUUAGAGACACUCCAGUUGCUCCAACUGUAAGACCUUGCACACCUUCUCCAUGCGGAUCAAACGCCAUUUGUACUGAGCUUAAUGAAGCAGCAUCUUGUAGCUGUAUUUCUAAUUAUAUUGGCAAUCCGUAUGAAGGAUGCCGACCAGAAUGUGUAUUAAAUUCAGAUUGUCCCUCAAAUCAAGCAUGUGUCAAUUCAAGAUGUAAAGAUCCUUGUCCGGGAACUUGUGGAAUGAACGCGGAAUGUCUAGUCAUAAAUCAUCUUCCAACGUGUUCCUGUAAUCCACAAUUUACUGGAGAUCCUUUUACUUAUUGCAAAAUUAUUCCCCGAGAACCAGUUACUGCAAGACAACCAUGUAAUCCGUCUCCCUGUGGUCCUAAUAGUCAAUGUCGAGAGAUAAACGGGCAAGCUGUCUGUUCAUGUUUAUCAGGAUUCCUAGGUCAACCACCAGGAUGUCGUCCUGAAUGUACAAUAAAUUCUGAAUGUGCCUCUACCAAAGCUUGUAUUAAUAGAAAAUGUACUGAUCCAUGUCUUGGAACUUGUGGUCUAAGUGCCAGAUGUGAAUCAAUCAAUCACAGUCCCAUUUGCUCAUGUCCAGAAAAAUUCACCGGUGAUCCAUUUGUUAAUUGCUUCCCAAGCCCAACUGAAACCCAACUGGCACCACCUAGUCAAACAAAUCCAUGUGUGCCUUCUCCCUGUGGUCCAAAUUCAGAAUGUAGAAAUAUAAACGGUCAAGCUUCGUGUGCUUGCUCAGUUAAUUAUAUAGGUACUCCGCCAAAUUGCAGACCUGAAUGUACAAUAAACUCCGACUGCCCCAGUAGUGAAUCAUGCUUCCAAUUGAAAUGUAGAGAUCCUUGCCCUGGCUCUUGUGGUUUAGGAGCCGAGUGUACUGUCGUUAAUCAUACACCCAAUUGUGCAUGUUUGACAUCAUAUACAGGAGAUCCGUUUACUAGAUGUACUCCAAUUUUGCAAAUUCCUGCAGAACCAAAACCUUUUAGUCCUUGUGAUAAUUGCGGUGCAAAUACCAAUUGCGUGAACGGUGCUUGCACUUGUCUACCGGAAUAUAGAGGCGAUCCUUACGCAGGCUGUCGUCCUGAAUGUGUUAUCAACUCUGAUUGUCUCAGAUCGCAGGCCUGUUUGCGAAAUAAAUGCGUUGAUCCAUGCAUUAAUACUUGUGGAUUCAAUGCUGUAUGUUCAGUUGUUAAUCAUGUUCCUAUCUGCACUUGUCUGAGCAAUAUGACCGGCAACGCUUUUGUUACUUGUUCCCCAAUAACAGUUACUCCGUUACAAGAUCCAUGCAACACAUCUCCUUGUGGACCAAAUAGUCAAUGUAGAAAAAUAAAUGAGCAAGCUGUAUGCACUUGCGUUCAGGGAUAUCUAGGAGUUCCACCAAAUUGUAGACCCGAGUGUACAAUUAGCUCUGACUGUCGUGCUGAUUUAGCUUGUAGUAAUCAGAGAUGUAUUGAUCCAUGUCCUGGAACUUGUGGUAUCAGAGCCCAGUGUAAAGUUAUCAAUCAUAAUCCACUUUGUACUUGUCAAGGAGAUUUGACAGGCGAUCCGUUCGUCGCUUGUUUCCCGCAACCUGUAAAACCACCAGCGACUCCCAUUAAUCCAUGUGACAAUUCACCAUGUGGUCCAAAUGCGCGAUGUGAAGUAGUGAACAAUUCACCUUCUUGUUCUUGUUUAGCUGAUUUCUUAGGAACACCUCCAAACUGUAGACCAGAAUGCGUCAGUAACAGUGAAUGUGACAAUCAAUUAGCUUGCAUUAACAGAAAAUGUAGAAACCCAUGUCCAGGUUCAUGCGGUUCCAACACUGAAUGUAGAGUUGUUAGCCAUACGCCCAUGUGUGUUUGUAUAGCAGGAUAUACUGGUGAUCCCUUCACCCAGUGUUCUUUAAGACCAAUGGAUACACCUAUUGAAAGACCAACACCAUGCAUACCAUCACCUUGUGGCUCUAAUGCAAUUUGCCGAGAAGCAAAUGGAGCAGGAUCUUGUUCCUGUUUACCUGAUUAUAUUGGAAAUCCUUAUGAAGGAUGUAGGCCCGAAUGUACCGUAAAUUCUGAUUGUACCUCAGACAGAGCCUGCAUUAGAUCAAAGUGUCAGAAUCCAUGUCCGGGAACUUGUGGUACAAAUGCUGUCUGUCAAGUCGUUAAUCAUCUCCCAGUAUGUUCAUGUCAAUCCGGAUACUCCGGCAAUCCUUUUACUUAUUGCAAUCGAAACAUUGAAAGCCCCUUAGUCACUGAUGUGUGCAAUCCGUCUCCCUGUGGACCAAAUAGUCAAUGUCGUGUAUCAAAUGGACAAGCUGUUUGUUCUUGCAUGCCUACAUUUAGUGGAAAUCCCCCGGCAUGCAAACCUGAAUGUACUGUUAGCACAGAGUGUCCUACAAAUCGUGCGUGUAUCAAUAGAAAAUGCAGCGAUCCUUGUCCCAAUGUCUGUGGAGUCGAUUCACAGUGUAACGUUAAUAAUCAUAGUCCAAUUUGUAGCUGUAAAGCUGGAUCAACUGGUGAUCCUUUCAUAAGAUGUUUCUUACUUCCUCCUCCACCAGUAAAUCCAGUAGUUGUCAACCCUUGCGUUCCAUCGCUAUGUGGUUCUUUCUCAACAUGCAGAGACAUUGGAGGUGUGCCAGCUUGUUCUUGCAUGAGCGAUUAUAUCGGCUCUCCACCAAAUUGUCGACCUGAAUGCACCAUUAAUUCCGAAUGUACCAGUAACAUGGCUUGUUUAAGACAAAAGUGCACAGAUCCUUGUCCGGGAUCUUGUGGACUUAGUGCUUAUUGUACCGUUGUAAAUCAUUUAGCCAGUUGCUCAUGUCCAGAAGGCUACUCCGGUGAUCCAUUUAGAAGUUGUACUCCAACUCCUGUUAAAGAAACGAGACCAACUGAUCUCUGCAAUCCAUCUCCAUGUGGAUCAAACGCUAUCUGCCGUAAUGGAUCUUGUUCGUGUUUACCUGAUUAUUUAGGAGAUCCAUAUGUAUCAUGUCGUCCGGAAUGUGUUCAAAGUACAGAUUGUCCAUCAACUAGAGCUUGUAUUCGAAGCAAGUGUAAUGAUCCCUGUCCUGGAGUUUGUGGUCAAAGAGCCGUUUGCAAUGUUUUCAAUCAUAUACCAAUGUGCUCUUGUCCCGCCGGUAUGAGCGGAAACGCUUUUAUCGCUUGCGAUAAUGUGGAACCGACAGUUGUAAAAAGUCCUUGUAAUCCAUCACCAUGCGGACCAAACAGUAGAUGUCAACCAAUCAAUGAACAACCAGUGUGCAUGUGUAUAGAAGGGUUUACCGGUAGCCCUCCGGGUUGUCGACCAGAAUGUAUCAUUAACUCUGAUUGCCCAUUGAAUCAAGCUUGUGUAAAUCAAAAGUGCAGAGACCCUUGUCCUGGAACUUGCGGCUUAUCAGCAAAAUGUCAAGUCGUAAAUCACAAUCCAAUCUGCAGUUGUCCUCCAAUUUUCACUGGUGAUCCAUUUAUUAGAUGUUUCCCAAGACCCGAAGAACCCGUAGAACAAUCAAAUCCAUGUGUACCAAAUCCAUGCGGUCCGAGUUCACAGUGUAAUUUAAUUAACAAUCUACCCUCUUGCUCAUGCCUUCCUGAAUUUAUUGGAUCGCCACCAAAUUGUCGACCAGAGUGUGUCAGCAACGGUGAAUGUGCCAGUAGACUAGCAUGCAUCAAUCAAAAAUGUACAGAUCCUUGUCAAGGAUCAUGUGGUUCUAAUGCUCAAUGUAAUGUUGUAAAUCAUAUUCCCAUGUGUUCAUGCACUGCCGGAUUUACGGGAGAUCCUUUCGUUCAAUGUAUUGUCAAACAACCAGAGCCAUCAAUUCCAGUUCAGCCAUGUGUUCCAUCACCUUGUGGAUCUAAUGCAGAAUGUAGGGAUCAAAAUGGCAUUGCCACGUGUUCAUGCAUAGCUGAAUAUAUCGGAAAUCCAUACGAUGGAUGUCGUCCAGAAUGUACCAUAAAUUCAGAUUGUCCUGCGAAUUUGGCAUGUAUUAGAUCUAAAUGUCAAAAUCCUUGCCUUGGCAUGUGUCCUGGAAGGAACUCUUACUGUCAAGUAGUAUCACACUUACCAAUUUGUAGUUGCCUUCCGGGUUCGACUGGAGAUCCAUUCGUUAAUUGUGCAUAUCAAAUAGAAGACACUUCAGUAACACCUUGUGAACCUUCACCAUGUGGACUAAAUAGCGUUUGUAGAGUUAAUCAAAAUCAAGCCACUUGCACUUGUGUACAAGGAUUCUUAGGAAGCCCACCAAAUUGUAAGCCAGAGUGUCUCGUAAGCUCUGAAUGUAGAUCGAAUCUUGCCUGUAUCAAUCAAAAAUGUGUUGAUCCUUGCCCUGGUCUCUGUGGUAUUGACGCAGAAUGUAGAGUAAUAAAUCAUAGUCCAAUAUGCAGAUGUUUGGAACGCCAAACUGGUGAUCCGUUUAUUCGAUGUUUCCCUCAACAAGUUGCAAUCGAAGAUGAGAAUAGAGAUCCUUGUCUACCUUCACCUUGUGGAACAAAUUCUAUGUGUAGAAAUAGUGGAAAUAGCGCCAUUUGCGCUUGCCUUAAUAAUUACAUUGGUUCGCCUCCCAACUGUCGUCCAGAAUGUUCUAUAAAUUCAGAUUGUACUUACGAUAAAGCCUGCAUGAGAGAAAAAUGUAGAGAUCCUUGCCCAGGAUCUUGUGGUUUUGGAGCUCGUUGCGCUGUUGUCAAUCACACACCCAGUUGUUCUUGUCCCGAAGGUUUUACUGGUGAUCCUUUCACCAGCUGCUUACCAACACCACCACCUCCACCCCAAAGACCAUCAGACCCAUGUAAUCCAUCACCUUGUGGCUCCAACACACAGUGCCGAAACGGAUUAUGUACAUGCUUACAAGAAUAUUCAGGAGAUCCUUACGUUGGCUGUAGACCUGAAUGCGUCAUUAAUCCCGACUGUCCUCGUAAUAGAGCAUGCAUACGAAAUAAAUGCGUGGACCCUUGUAUCGGUACAUGUGGUUUAAAUGCAGAAUGUUUAGUUGUAAAUAACCUCCCAAUGUGUAGUUGCCCAAGAAAUAUGACUGGAAAUGCAUUCACUCUUUGUUCACCAAUAGAACCGGUCGUAACUGAACCAUGUAAUCCGUCACCUUGUGGACCUAACAGCCAUUGUCAAACUAUCAAUGGACAAGCUGUUUGUCGCUGCAUUCCUGGCUAUAGUGGAGCACCACCAUCAUGUAGAUCCGAGUGUAUCGUGAACUCUGAUUGUUCCAGAGAUAGAGCAUGCGUAAAUCUGAAGUGUAUUAAUCCUUGUCUUGGAUCUUGCGGUUUUGAAGCACUGUGCUCGGUUAUUAAUCAAAAUCCUGUUUGCUCUUGUCCUCCAGGAUACACUGGAGAUCCAUUUAAAUAUUGUUAUCAACAACCUGCUCAACCACCUGUGCCAAUCAAUCCGUGUCAGCCAAAUCCCUGUGGCCCGAACGCACAGUGUCGUGAAAUUAAUCAAUCUCCCUCUUGUUCAUGUAUGCCUAAUUUUAUCGGAACACCACCAAACUGUCGACCUGAGUGCAUCAGCAAUGGCGAAUGUCCAAAUAAUCUAGCUUGCAUAAACAACAAAUGUGCAGAUCCAUGUCCGGGAAUUUGUAACCUGAACGCUGAAUGUAAAACGAUUAGUCAUAUUGCAAUGUGUACAUGCCUUCGUGGUUUCACUGGUGAUCCGUUUGUGCAAUGCAUUCCAGAAAAACCACUACCACCACCACAGUCCGAUAUUGUAAGUGCCUGUCAACGAUCACCCUGUGGUGCAAAUGCCAAUUGUCGAGAAUCUUCGGGUUCUAGUAUUUGCACGUGUUUGACAGAUUUUUAUGGAAAUCCAUACGAAGGUUGUAGACCCGAAUGUCUCAUUAAUUCCGAUUGUCAACUAGAUAGAACUUGCAUUCGUAAUAAAUGUCAAGACUCAUGUCCAGGAAGUUGUGGACAAAAUACCAUGUGUCAAGUCAUUAAUCAUGUGCCAAGUUGCACCUGCCUUCCUGGUUAUACCGGUAAUCCUUUCCAAUACUGCAAUAUGAUUCAAAUGCAACGUCCUACUGAUUCGUGUAAUCCAUCACCAUGUGGUCCUAACAGUCAAUGUCGAAAUAAUAAUGGACAAGCAAUAUGCACAUGCUUACCGACAUUCUUAGGUACUCCACCGGCUUGCAAACCAGAAUGUACUGUCAGUUCUGAAUGUCCAAUGACUCGCGCUUGUGUUAAUCAAAAAUGCGUUGAUCCCUGUCAAGGAAUUUGUGGAAUUGGCGCUGAAUGCAGAACAGUAUUCCACAGUCCUCUCUGUAGUUGUAAACCUAGACAAACCGGCGAUCCGUUUGUUAGAUGCUUCGAAAUGCUUCCGCCUGUAAAAGAACCUGCAAGUCCAUGUAUGCCGUCACCUUGCGGACCAUUUGCUCAGUGUAUGGAUAGAGGUGGUUACUCCUCUUGUUCCUGUUUGGACAACUACGUCGGAUCACCACCCAACUGUAGACCCGAAUGUACAAUAAAUUCUGAUUGUAUUAGUAAUAAAGCCUGUAUCAACGAGAGAUGUCGUGAUCCAUGUCUGGGAUCUUGUGGCCAAAAUGCCAAUUGUCAAGUUGUUAAUCACAUACCCAUGUGUACAUGUCCAGAAAAAUUCACCGGAGAUCCUUUCAAUAAUUGUUCCCCUAUACCACAAAUACCACCAAGACCAACAAUACAAGACAAAUGCAAUCCUUCACCCUGCGGACCUAAUGCCCAAUGUCGCGAUGGAAUUUGCACUUGUCUACCCGAAUAUAGAGGUGAUCCCUACCUCAGCUGUCGACCAGAAUGUGUCCAAAAUACUGACUGCCCCCAAAAUAGAGCCUGUAUGAACAACAAAUGCGUCGACCCUUGUCCUGGAGUUUGCGGACAAAAUGCCCAAUGUCAAGUUAUAAAUUAUCUUCUCACUUGUAUCUGUAAUCCCAAUUAUGAAGGAGAUCCAUUUACCGCCUGUCAACUUGUGAAAAAACGAACCAAUCCCUGCAAUCCUUCACCCUGCGGACCCUACAGUAUUUGUCAAGAAAUAGGUGAUCAAGCCUCCUGCUCAUGUAUGAAAAACUAUUUUGGUAGCCCACCCAGCUGCCGACCUGAAUGUGUCGUCAGCACUGAUUGUCCUCAAAAUAAAGCGUGCAUCAAUGAAAAAUGUCAAAAUCCAUGUAUUAAUGCUUGUGGACAAAAUACGUUAUGCAAUGUGCGCAAUCAUAAUCCCCUUUGCUCAUGUCCUCCGGAAUAUAGCGGUGAUCCCUUCGUCAACUGCUUCCCUGCGCCAAUUGUGACCAAAGACCCAUGCAAUCCCUCACCAUGUGGACCAAAUACCCAAUGUACACCCUCCGCAGAUAAUACACCCUUGUGCUCAUGUUUACCCACGUUCUUAGGAUUUCCACCAAACUGUAAACCCGAAUGCCUUAUCAAUAGCGAAUGUCCAAAUCAUCUCGCUUGUGUUAGGCAAAAAUGCACCGAUCCUUGUUUAGGAGCCUGUGGAACAAAUGCCAUUUGUCGUGCAACAUUACAUCGACCCCAGUGCUCAUGUCCCGAAGGAUAUAUAGGAAAUCCUCAACAAGUUUGCGUCCUGACUCAGAGUACACCAGCACCCACGACAAGUCCUUGUAAUCCAUCACCCUGUGGAGUUAAUGCAUUCUGUCGAGAACGUGUCGACACUGCAAUCUGCGAAUGUCAAGAGGACUACAGAGGAAAUCCUUACGAAGGAUGUCAUCCAGAAUGUUUGGUUAACAGCGACUGUCCUAAGUCUCAAGCUUGCAGCAGGACCAAGUGCCAAGAUCCUUGUGCCAGGACCUGUGGUAUCGGUGCAAUUUGCACUGUGACAAAUCACUUCCCUGCGUGCUCCUGUCCUCGACAAACUAUAGGGGAUGCGUUCAGUUAUUGUCAGCCAGAAACAGUACCACCUAAAUCGGAUCCAUGCCAUCCAUCACCAUGUGGACCAAAUACUAUCUGCGUAAGCGUUGGAGGAAAUGCUCUUUGUCGAUGCUUGCCAGAAUUAAAGGGAGUGCCUACUGAUCCCUCUGGUUGUCGACCGGAGUGCAUCGUCAGUUCUGAUUGUCCAGCCGAUUUGGCUUGCAUCAAUAGUCAAUGUUCAAAUCCUUGUUCGCAAAAUGUUUGUGGAGUCAAAGCUUAUUGUACAGUUAUAAAUCACAGCCCUCUUUGCAGUUGUCCCUCUUCUUUAGUUGGCAAUCCUUUCGUCGAAUGUUAUGAAGAAAAAGCUAUAAAUCCUUGCAAUCCGAAUCCAUGUAGCACAAAUGGAGAAUGUAGAGUAAGAAAUGGAGAAUAUAUUUGUAUCUAUCCGGAGUGUCUCAUUAACAGCGAUUGUCCACGUGACAAGACAUGUCUCUCACAAAAAUGCCGAGAUCCUUGCAUCAAUGCUUGCGGUAUCAAUUCUCUUUGUCAAACUAUAAACCACAAAGCAAUUUGCUCUUGUCCUAUAGGUUUCUCAGGAAAUCCCCAUGAAGAAUGUAAAAUAGCAGAAAAAGAACCACCUCGACCUGAAUGUACAGAUAGUUCAGAAUGUCCCAAUGAAAAAGCCUGCAUUAAUCUCAGGUGUACUAAUCCUUGUGAACUUGAUUCCUGUGGAUUUAACACCAAUUGCUUUGUGCAAAAUCACCGAGCAGUUUGCACCUGCAAGGAUGGAUUUAUUGGAAAUCCUCAACAUCAUUGUGUCGAAAUUGGAUGCCGUAGCGAUGAUGAAUGUUCUCCAUCUCAAUCUUGUGUGAAUAAUGAGUGUAUUGAUUCUUGCUUAAUAACUCAAUGUGGAAUAAGCGCGCAAUGCAAAUCCGAUGGAUACCACCGUGCCAAUUGCUAUUGUCCAGAGGGAUUCUUAGGAAAUCCUUACGACAGAUGUCAAAGACCAGAAUGUAGUACUGACGAUGAAUGCUCUUCCUUCUUGGCUUGUCACAAUAAUCGAUGCGUCGAUCCUUGUAAUUGUCCACUUUCAGCUCAAUGUCUAGUCGUCAAUCAUAGACCCAGUUGUCGAUGUCCUCCUGGAUUCACCGGCGAUCCUUACGAAUCUUGUGGAAUGGAACCAGUUGGUGUAACACCUGAAUGUAAACUCGACGCAGAUUGUCCAAGUAAAUUGGCCUGCUUUGAAGGAAUGUGCAAAGAUCCUUGCGCAGAAUCGAAACCCUGUAUUACAAAUGCCAAAUGUUCUGUUGUUGACAGCCUACCAAUGAGAACAUUAAUCUGUGAAUGUGCUCCCGAUUUUAUUGGAGACGCGACAAUCGCUUGCAUUCCCGUCGAAAAGAAAUUAGAUCAUAUUUGCCUAUCAAAUUCGGAGUGCAAUCCAAAUAUGGCUUGUAUAAAUCAACAUUGUGUCGAUCCAUGUGGAGUUAAUCCAUGUUCUGAAUCCGCCGAAUGUCACGUUGAAAAUCAUCGUCACGUUUGUCGCUGUCCUCCUGGUUUUAUCGGCGAUCCAUUCAUUAAUUGCUACAGAGAUAUACUUCCUGAGUGUACGAGAAAUUCAGAUUGCGCUUCAGAUCUGGCUUGUAUAAAUCGUCUUUGUCAGAAUCCAUGUUUGAGUAGCCGAUGUGGAUUGAGAGCAGAGUGUGUGGUACACAAUCAUCAUCCAACUUGCAGAUGUCCUUUAAAUCUCGCUGGAGAUCCUCAAGUUCAGUGUUUCAAGACGGAAUGCACAUCAGACUAUGAUUGUCCCUUUGACAAAGUUUGCAUCAACAAUAAUUGUAUUUCUCCAUGUCUCAAUGCGUUUGUCACUUGUGGUCGCGGAGCAGAAUGUUCAGCUGUAGCUCAUAGAGCUCAAUGUACUUGUCCUCCAGGAACGCAAGGAAAUGCUCGCACCGCUUGCAUUACUGCUGUCUGUCAUUACAACGAGGAUUGCGCCGAGGACGAAACUUGCGACAGAUUAAACAGAGUUUGUCAGAAGGUUUGCUCCGACGACAGUUGUGGAGAUGAGGCUUUGUGCUCUGCCAAAAAUCAUGAGCCCAUUUGUUCCUGUCCACCUGGAACCAAAGGAAAUCCAUACGUCGAAUGUCAAGGCGAACCAUUCAAAGCAGACUGCACGGAAGACCGACAAUGUUCACCAAAUUUCGCCUGCGUCAAUGCCAGAUGUCAAGAUCCUUGUUUGGUUACAAAUAUGUGUAGCAGUGAACAAAUUUGUAGAGUCAUUCCGGCAGAGCAUAUUCGAACAAUUAUUUGUGAAUGUCCAAAGGAUGCUUAUACUGAUGAGAAUGGAAAUUGCGUGAAACACGAAUUGGAUACAUGUCGUUUGGAUGAUGAAUGCGAAAAUCAUGAACUUUGUCUGAGUGGAUCUUGCGUUGAAGCUUGUCUCACAGUUCAAUGUGGUCUCAAUGCCCAAUGUAAAUCAACGUCUCACUCUGGAAUUUGUGCAUGCGCUGCUAAUUUUGAAGGCAACCCAUACAUCGAAUGCUCCCGAGUUCCUCUGCCACCUCCUGUAUUCUAUCCAGAAUGUACAUCGAACGAUGACUGCUUUACGGACAAGCAAUGUAUCAAUUCUCGUUGCGUCAAUCCUUGUCUAGAAGGCAAUCCUUGUGGAACAAAUUCCUUCUGUCAUGUCCGUGACCACAACGCCAUGUGCAGAUGUCCCGAAGAGUACUUGGGCAAUCCUUUUACUGAAUGCAUACCACCAAAACAAAUAGCUGGAUGUCAAUCAAACAGCGAAUGUGCUGGCACUGAAUCGUGCGUCAACGGACAUUGUGUCAGUCCUUGCGAUUGUGGACAAAACACCAAAUGUGCAGUCGUUAAUCAUCAUCCUUCUUGUGUUUGCUUGCCAGGCUAUUCCGGCAAUCCACACUUUGGAUGCACCAAGUUGGAGUGUGAAUCAGACAGCGAUUGUCGAGUCUCCGAUACAUGUUACAAUGGACAAUGCAUGAAUCCUUGCAUCCUAGAGAACAAAUGUGCAAUCAAUGCAGAAUGUUACGGAGCUAAUCAUCGAGCAACAUGUAAAUGUGGUGCAGGAUUCUUUGGAAAUCCAGACGUUUAUUGCGAGAGAGCUGAAUGUACCAGCAAUUACGAUUGUCCAUCAAAUUUGGCGUGUCAUAACAGCAGAUGCGUUAAUCCAUGCACUCAUGACUCUCCAUGUGCACAGAAUGCCGUUUGUUACGUUCAAAAUCAUCUUGCAUCAUGUCGUUGUCCAGAAACUCUACCCAGUGGAAAUCCAUUCUCCUACUGUGAACGCCUACCACCUGAAGAUAAACCUGAGUGUGUCAAAGAUUUGGACUGUCCCAGUAAAUUGGCCUGCAUCAAAGACACUUGCGUUGAUCCAUGUGCUGUGAUACGACCUUGCUUUGAAAAUGCUCGCUGCAGUGUCUUUGAUAAUGUUCCUGUGAGGACGAUGGCUUGCACUUGUCCUGACGGCUGGAUUACCGACAAACAAGGAAUCUGCAAACGAAUUCAAAUAACAACACCAAAUGGUUGUAUUUCGAAUGAUGAAUGUCCUGACAAUGAAUCCUGUAUCAACCGUCAAUGUCGGGAUCCUUGCAAUUGUGGAACGAAUGCCGUUUGCUAUGUCAAGAAUCAUCAACCAAUAUGCUCUUGCCAGAAGGGAUAUCAGGGUCUUCCGGACGUCGCGUGUUUCCCAGUCGAAUGCCAACGAGAUUCGGAAUGUAUGCCCGAUAAGGCGUGCCACAAUGGAAACUGUGUGAAUCCUUGUCUUCUGUCCGAGUCGUGUGGCACGAAUGCCGAAUGCUUUGUUCGUAAUCACGAGGCAAUUUGCCGCUGUCAAUCAGGCUUCCGAGGAAACGCUCAGGACAUGUGUCGCAUAAUCGGAUGCUACAGCAACAGCGAUUGUCCCAGCGAUCAUGCCUGCGUCAACUCGCAGUGCGUCAAUCCAUGUCUUAGGGACAAUCCAUGUACCUCGCGUGCCAACUGCGUUGUUCACAAUCAUCAUCCAAUUUGCAAGUGUCAAGUUCAUUUGACAGGAAACCCAUACGUCAGCUGCCAACCACGACCGGAACCAGAGUGCCGGGAUGAUGAAGAUUGUCCCAGUUUGACUGCUUGCAUCAAUAAGAAAUGCCAAAAUCCUUGCACAGCCAUUCAACCGUGCACUGAACCAGCUGAGUGCAGAGUACUUCCGGAUUAUUCCGUGAGAUCGUUAAUCUGCGUCUGUCCGAGUGGAUACAUCAGCAGUGGCAGUGGCACAUGUGAACCAAUUCUCGUCGAUGCUGUCUGUCGAAGAGAUUCGGAUUGUCCAUCAGACCGUGCUUGCAUCAAUGCACUUUGUAAAGAUCCUUGUGCAUGCGGUUCGAAUGCAGUUUGUAACUUGAAAAAUCAUAAACCAAUUUGUUCGUGUCUUCCUGGAUACGACGGAAACCCUGAAAUUCACUGCAGUAAAAUUGUUGGAUGUCGAUCAGACAGUGAAUGUAGUGGCACUCACACUUGCAUCAAUCGAAGUUGUGUGCCCGCGUGUGCAUCAUCAUCAUGCGGAAAGGGAGCCGAGUGUCUAGCCUUGUAUCACAAAGCCAUAUGCGAAUGUCCUGUUGGUUAUGGCGGUAAUCCACGAGAGGCCUGUGUUCUUCUUGGUUGUCGAAGUAAUUCCGAUUGUCCCACGGACAAAGCUUGUAUCAAUCGAAGAUGUGAGAAUCCUUGCACACUCAAUCCGUGCACUGGACAAACUGACUGUCACGUUCACAAUCAUGUUGUCGAGUGUCUGUGCCCCGAAGGAUUUAUUGGAGAUUCCAGAAAUGGAUGCGCUCGAGUGGACAUUGGAUGCCGAAGUGAUUCGGAUUGUCCUUCACAAACAGCGUGCUUCAAUGGCGAAUGUAUAAAUCCCUGUGAGAAGGUCCAACCUUGUGGAAUCAAUGCUCAAUGUAAAGUUCUCGAUAUUAUGCCUGUGAGAUUGAUGAUAUGUGAAUGUAUUCCUGGCUAUCGAGGAUACGCAAUAGAUCGAUGCGUUGGAGUGAAAAUCUGUCCAAUAGAAAAGGGUCAGAUUCGUGAUGAGAAUGACAAUUGCGUAUGUCCACCUGGUAAGGCUAUGAACGAGAAUGACGUUUGUGUGAUUUGUCGAAAGGAAAUUGGAAUGGUAAUUAACAAGGAAGGUGAAUGUGUGUGUGCUCUUGAGAAAGGAAUGAUAAUUGAUGGACAUGGAAAUUGUCGUUGUCCCGAGGAACAUGGUUACGUUCUCGACAUCUAUGGAUACUGCAAACCUGUGAAACAAUGCUUCCGAGACGAUGAAUGCUCUGACGAUAAAUUCUGUUCGCCAUUGAAUUUCAAAUGCGAAAAUCCAUGCGAGGAUAAGAUUUGUUCGAAUGCGUACUGCACUGCAGAGAAUCAUCGAGCAAACUGUAAAUGUAUCGAAGGUUACUCUGGUAUAAAUUGCGAAAACAAAAACACAACGGUUUAUCGAACGGACUUCCCGAAAUCAGAAGUCGAAGCACAUUGUUUGUCUGAUGGAAUUGAAGUGGAUAUCACCUUUAACAAUAGUACAGUUAAUGAUGGUUUCGAUGGAGUUUUAUACGUGAAAGGUCACAGCAAAGAAGAAAAUUGUCGACGAAUUAUUUCGCUCGAUCGUGGAAUGAGCAAUCAUCAUUUGAAAUUUAAAGUGAAAUUUGGAACCUGUGGAUUAAUUCACAUUAACGGUGAAGCGUCCUUUAAAUUAAUUAUACAAAAGCAUCCAAAAUUGAUGACGUUUAAUGCGCAAGCAUAUCUGAUAAAAUGUUUGUACCAAAUUGGAGAACAAAAUGUGACUCUAGGAUUUAAUGUCUCAAUGCUGACAACUGCCGGUACCAUUGCAAACACUGGACCACCUCCAACUUGUUCGAUGCAAAUUGUCACUCAAAGUGGAAAUAACGUCGAAAAUGCAGAAAUAGGAGACAAUCUCAUGCUUCAAGUUAACGUCACACCUAAUUCAAUUUAUGGUGGAUUUGCCCGCAACUGCGUCGCUAAAACAAUGGAAGAGAAAGUGGAAAAUGAAUAUAUUGUGACUGAUGAAAAUGGAUGUGCCACUGAUCCAACGAUAUUUGGAGAAUGGGAACAAGACGCUGACUCACAAAUUUUGAUGGCUAGUUUUAAUGCAUUCAAAUUCCCGAAUAGCGACAAUAUACGUUUCCAAUGUAAUAUUCGCGUUUGCUUCGGCAGAUGUCAACCAGUUAAUUGCAGAGGAUAUAAUGCCUUUGGUCGUCGGCGAAGAGCAGCCGAUACCGAACCAAAUGACACUGCCUUAAGUGUAAGAGACAGCAAUGAAGGUCAACUUCGAGAAGAAAUAACAGUAAAAUCAAAUUUAAUUCGUACCGUAGAAAGAGUAGAAGCUCGAUAUACUGCCGAUCCAACAGAAUCUCCUUCAGCUCAACGAGUGGAAGAUAUAUGCGUAUCAAUGGUUGGAUUUGUAAUCUCAUUAGUUAUAACUGCAUUGCUGGCAUUAGUCGCCGUAGCGAUAGCUGUUUCCUGUUGGCUCUUGGCAUAUCGUCGUCAACCAAAAACAGCUGGGCCACUGCCACAUCCACCAGAAUUUCCAAAUCCCUUGUUCACCACCGAAUCAGUGGCUGAACCAUCGCCCGACUAUCAUUUGUCAUAAAAGAAAAAACUCAUAGAAUGAUUAUUUUAUAAUUAACCUAUUUGGGAAUUACAAUCUCGGGCAACUCGCGUCCUGUAUUGACCAGUCUUGUAUUUCCAAGCAUUUCCUCCAUUGACUUAUUUUUUUUCCUUCUCAGGGUACGAUUGAUCAUGAUGGAAAAAGUGUAUUUGAUAUAAUGAUGAGCAUUGUAGCACUUACUAUUUAUGGUGAUGGUACUUUCCAUUAUCUAGGUAUGCGUGAAAAGACUUUGCAAACUUACUUUUAACAUCUUAUAUAUUUUCUUAUAAGUAUCGACUCUAGUCCCUGGAGGAUUUGUACCUUUAAUAUAUAUAUAUGUAAUCAAUCGCAAACUUACUUGCUGUGUAAAGUCAAACGAAUUAGUCUAAUCUAGCUUUCUUACUUUUAGACAAUUGUACAUUUUUUUAUCUAAUAAAAGGCUAAUGAUUUAUUUCUAUAGUCCAUCCGUCCUCUCUUAGGAUAAAUUGUAAAUAAACUUAAUUAUCAAUACUUAUGUAAACGUAUAUUAAAUAAAUAAUAAAUAAAUAAAA
This is a messenger RNA of Leptopilina boulardi, 51412 nucleotides long. RefSeq lists its product as uncharacterized. Lineage: Eukaryota; Metazoa; Arthropoda; Insecta; Hymenoptera; Figitidae. The record is from RefSeq and is a predicted model, not a curated record. Gene Ontology annotation, cellular component: extracellular region. The transcript has 154 exons. Bases 138 to 50864 code for a protein of 16908 amino acids. Gene Ontology annotation, molecular function: peptidase inhibitor activity; calcium ion binding.